This is a messenger RNA of Podarcis lilfordi (Lilford's wall lizard), 49073 nucleotides long. Lineage: Eukaryota; Metazoa; Chordata; Lepidosauria; Squamata; Lacertidae. The record is from the annotation of a GenBank genome assembly.
GGGGGGGGUGCGGUUUGCAAAGCGCGCAAGGACACCCACAGUCCGCGCUCCUCCAUAACAAGCCAGCCUCUCCUCGCGCAUCCAUCGUCGGCUCCGGACAAUAAGCGGUUGGCGGAGGGGAUGCUUUGCUGCUGCUACCGGCAGCCGCCUUCCUCCGCGGCCCCUGGGACGCGCAGAUCUUGAAGGAGGAGGAGGAGGAAGAGAGGAGGAGGGAAAAGGGGAAAAGGAGAGCGAGAUCAAUCCAGCCCAGCAGCCUCUCUCUGUCUCCUUCCCUCUCUCCUUUGCACCUUGCAAGGUUGCCAGGCUGUAGGAGCGGAGCGCGCCAGCCGCGGCACCGAAAAUGGAGUAAGUCUUCCCUUUCGCUUCACUUCCCCGAGCUCUUUUCUCCUUCCAUCCUUCCUCCCUCCCUUCUGCGUGCACCUUCCUCCUUAAACCCACACCCCACCCCGCUCCGCGCUUGCUGUUUUUCUCCCUGCUGCAAAGCCCAUCUCGGCUGAUGUUCGUCGGUGGUUUGGCGCACAGGCGGUGGGUGGUUGUGCGUUUGUUUGCGUGGAGAGAGGGAGGGAAGAAAAGGGGAGACGUGGCUAUAUGGACACCCCCAAAUCCGAGAGGGCUCCCGCACCCCAGAUUUGCCCUCCCUCCACCCUACCCUGCGUAUUGCUCAUCAGCACUUUGUGGUGGGGGAAGCACAUCUUCCACUUCCCAGUGGAAGAGAUUUGGGGACGAUUGGUGGCGUUUGCAUUUUGGCAUGUGGUCGAACCAUCUCUCUGACUUCUUCUUUUUUUUUUUACCUGUUGUUUGUUUCCUGCGUGAUUCUGCGUGGCAGCCUCCACCCAUCUCCCCCCCCUUUCCUCGCCCCCCUCCCCACUCGCCGUGACUCAGGCGGUUCCCAGAGGCUGCCUUCUUCUCUCUCUCCACAUCCUUCCCCGGUUCCAAUCCUGAUUUUUUUGGUUGUUGUUGUUUUCAAAGGAAGGGCGUACAGAGAAGACGAGGCGUCUUCCAUUGGGCUUGGGCAGGGAGGAAGAGAGAGGAAGAGGAAGAGAGAGAGAGAGAAAGGAGGUCUGGCCCUGUCAUUAGGCAGGCUGAGGAAGGAUUCUCAGUCAGCAGAGGAUAGAAGGAUUGCAGGUGCUUGGAGCCGCCUCUCCGCCACGUGGGCCAGAGUCGCUUCCCUGAACCCAGCGAACCUGCCGGGCCAUCUCCUGUGUUGAAAAUCUAGUGGCUGGCCCUGCUGGGAUUUGGGUGGGGGAUCUUUUCCUUUGCCUCAGGCGGCAAAAUGGCUUGGGACGGCCAUAUGGAAUAUGUUACUAGGCCUGAGGAAUGACCCAACGUGUGUGUGUUUUGUGUGUGUGUGUGUGUGUGUGUGUGUGUAUAUAUAUAUAUAUAUAUACAAUGGUACCUCGAGUUAAGUACUUAAUUCAUUCUGGAGGUCCGUUCUUAACCUGAAACUGUUCUUAACCUGAAGCACCACUUUAGCUAAUGGGGCCUCCUGCUGCCGCCGGAGCACGAUUUCUGUUCUCAUCCUGAAGCAAACUUCUUAACCCAAGGUAAUAUUUCUGGGUUAGCAGGGUCUGUAACCUGAAGUGCAUGUAACCUGCAGCGUAUGUAACCUGAGGUACCACUGUGUGUGUGUGUGUGUGUGUGUGUGUGUAUAUAUAUAUAUAUAUAUAUAUAUAUAUGGUCUGUCAAGCUUAGGAUGCUCUGCUCUGGCCGGCAGCUGCCCUCCAGGGCUCCUUUCCUUAUUAUUAUUAUUUUCGUUUCGGAGAUUUCUACCCCGCCUUUCAAACCACGGUUCUCUCAAGGCAAGCUCCCCACAAACAGAGAGCAACGUCGAAACAGCAAACGUCUAAAAUGUUGAAAGCGAGCGUGAAACCGUUUGUAGCAGCAAAUAUCAAUACAGUGGUACCUCGGGUUACAUACGCUUCAGGUUACAGACUCCGCUAUCCCAGAAAUAGUGCUUCAGGUUAAGAACUUUGCUUCAGGAUGAGAACAGAAAUCGUGCUCUGGCGGCGCGGCGGCAGCAGGAGGCCCCAUUAGCUAAAGUGGUGCUUCAGGUUAAGAACAGUUUCAGGUUAAGAAUGGACCUCCGGAACGUAUUAAGUACUUAACCCGAGGUAUCACUGUAUCUAAAAUGUUGGAAACGGGCACAGCAGCACAGAUGAGACCAGCGGGCCGCCACAGGCAGGAUGGAAUCGUAGAAAGAGAACAUUUAAAAGCAAAGAGGGUCAUUCAUUGGAAAUCUGGCCCUAAAAACGGGCCCUGUGUCAUUUUUUAAAGGGGUCUGAACCCAGAAAUCUUACUCCCUAAGCCCUCAAAACAUUCAUUUCAGCUUCUGCAUGGUGCUGAUCUGCGGAUGGUUUUGUAGAAAAAACAAACCGUUGGGGUUUCCAGACCAAAUAUCUCGAUGGGGGAACCUUCUCAGAGGUUUCUCAGGGUGGUACAGAAACAGGACUUUGGAUGCUUGAGCUCCCUCUGUGCAUUCCCCCCGGCGAGACCUCUGUCGGUACCAGCACCCCGGCCUUUGCUAGGAUAUUUCCCCCAGCGGGGUCUCUUCCGGCCCACCCGUUUGGCAGAGCGGCGCCCAGCGUCCUGGGAUUCCCCCCUCACUUGAAACCUCGCCUGGCACAAAUUUGGAAGGGGAGGCUGCAUGAAUGAGUGCCAGCUUUGGCCCACAACUGUGGGUGCCCAGGGUGUGUGUGUGUGCCAUGCAGCGGGCACGGCCCUGGCAUAGCCGUAUCUUACAGGAGGGCUAGUCGGGGAGGGGGGUUUUGAAGCCUCCAGGGGGCUGCCACUGGCCUUGUGGGUGCCAAACUGGGUGAAAUAAAGCUUCGUUUUGCUCCUGGCGGCACCGAAAUUGUGGGUGCCUGGCCGUUCCGUGGGGAAUUUCGCGGGGGCCCAGGGAGCCGGCACCUCUGUAAAGCUGCUUAUCUGCACCCUCCACUCUCCUUUCCGAGAACAAAAAAAAUAAUUUGUGCUUUCCCCAGCAGCCUCCAUGAGGAUUUGCUGGCGCCAGGCAGAAUCUCCCGGGAGAUCUAGCCCAGAGAGUUGUCUUGACAUCAGCAUGCACCAGAGAGCGAGCGAGAGAGAGAAGGAUUACAUUUCCACAGCAAAGGAUUCGCUCCCAGCUCCAGGCUGGGGGUCCGGGGCUUUUGGCAACGUGUGUGCCUGCCCCGAAUGUCUGUGGACGUUCCGUGACGUAACGGGAGCGCAUCCCCUGUUCCUCGGAGCCUGCUUUUAAAUUCCAAAUCCCUCCUAUUCUGGAGAGAUAGAAAAGAAUGGAAGGGUUUGCAUCACAUUUGAUACACUCCCAUGGGAGAAAGAAUCAGAAAGCCUUUUAAAAAAAUAAAGCAGGCUAUAGGGUUUCUAAUAAGGUUCCAGUUUUUAGGGUAAAUCUUCCAAGGACUUUUUUUUUCCUGCAGGGGAGCAAAUUAGGAAACCCGCCCCCCGCUAAUUUCCCACAAUUCGGUUUAGAUCCUUGGUUUGUUUCUCAUAAGCGCCUUGCAAGAUAUCUUCCAAAUUGUCUUGGCCUAUAUUUCCACGUUUGUCCUGCUAUAUCUAGAGGUUGCUGCUAGAGUGCCGUCGCAAUCACGGGAGUUUGGUAGAGUUGCACGUGCCAAAACAGGCAUAGGUCUCUGUCCCCGGCAGCUUACAGUCAAGAUUUCUGCGCGAUGGAAUGCGUUCAGCGAACCGAAUGUUUGCAUUAGGCAAAAUUGCAUAAGGAAACGGGUCUGUUUAGUACAAAUAAGGUCCCAUCUUCACCAUGCAUUCGAAUCAGCAUCAUAACAAAGUAUCCUGGAAACUGUAGUUUGUUCGUGGUUGUUAGGAGAUCCUAUAUUUCCAUCUCAGAGCUACAAUUCCCAGGGAAGAGGGAUUGAUUUUUUAAAACCACGCCGGGAAUUUUAGCUCCGGGAGGUGAACCGGGUGUGUGUGUGGUCUCCUAACAACUCUCAACACCUGUAAGAAACUACGGUUUCCAGGACUCUCUUUAAAGUGGUGCGGUGCUCCUUUAAACAUAUCGUGCAUUUGGGGCCUGAAAUCCUGAAGGAUUUCCAUGAGAAUGUUUCUUUAAAAAUGCAGACUGAUGUGGAAUAUGGAAUAGGUAAAGGUAAAGGGACCCCUGACCAUUAGGUCCAGUCGUGGCCGACUCUGGGGUUGCGGCGCUCAUCUCGCUUUACUGGCCGAGGGAGCCGGCGUACAGCUUCCGGGUCAUGUGGCCAGGAGCAGGGACCGAGCAACAGGAGCUCACCCCGUCGCAGGAUUCAAACCGCUGACCUUCUGAUCGGCAAGUCCUAGGCUCUGUGGUUUAACCCACAGCGCCACCCGUGUCCCUGGAAUAUGGAAUACUGAGUGGGAAAAUGAGAAAAAUGAGUGGAAGUGAAAUUAACAGAUUUGUCAUUGCCUUUUGGGCAUUUGGCUGGGCAAGGUCACUGAGCAUCAUAACAUCUCUUAAUAACCCUGUAAAAAAAUUGAUCUACUUUGAGUCAAACUUACUCAAGGGAAGAGGAAUCUGCUAAUUUCAGAGGCAAGUCUGUUCUAGACUUCAUACCUUCAGGUUGUCCUUCCUGACAUCCCCUCCUUUUCCAGAAUUUGAACCCCUGUGAUUUGGGAUCUAACUUUCCGGGAGCAACAGAAAAACAAAUUUAUUCCUGCAUUGCAAAGGACCUCUGGGGUCCCUUCCAACUCUUACAAUUCUAUGUGUAGGGAUGCCCCAUUUUGCAUCCAGCUCCACAUGGCAAGGGACGUGGGUGGCGCUGUGGGUUAAACCACAGAGCCUAGGCCUUGCGAUCAGAAGAUCGGCGGUUUGAAUCCCCGUGACGGGGUGAGCUCCUGUUGCUCAGUCCCUGCUCCUGCCAGCCUAGCAGUUCAAAAGCACCUCAAAGUGCAAGUAGAUCAAUAGGUACCGCUCCGGUGGGAAGGUAAACGGCGUUUCCGUGCGCUGCUCUGGUUCGCCAGAAGCGGCUUAGUCCUGCUGGCCACAUGACCUGGAAGCUGUACGCCGGCUCCCUCGGCCAGUAAAGCGAGAUGAGCGCCACAACCCCAGAGUCGGCCACGACUGGACCUCAUGGUCAGGGGUCCCUUUACCUUUUACCACAUGGCAAAUAAAUGCCACUGAGAGUUCAUCGGCGUUUCCGGGGCUAAUUUCUCCCAACGAACGCUCCUUGGGGGAUGCGGUUAGGCUGAACGUUCCCAGUUCCGAUGUGUGCAUCUUCACACACACACUGUACCCCUGGUCUGUGCAUUUAUUUUGGGCACAUGACUUGGCUGCAAAAUUCAGAGUUCGAAAAGCGUCGGCCUCUGUUUUGCAAGGUACAACUGGGUGGAUUCACUUUAAAGGUGGCUCAAAUCCGAAUGCCUCCACCUGUCCCGAUCCCAUGUCCUGUGCGACAGCCUUGCAAGUCUUAACCACUGGGCCUGCUGGUUCCUCAAGGGCCUGCAACUAGUUUCUUAACUUCGGCUAGAUCUCAUUAGUGUGGGUUUCAGUUAGGCCCCCAGCUGCUUCCCAGAGAGAUUAAAGCAGAUCCAAUCAGCCGCUCAGCUUCUCCUCCUCCUCUGCACCUGCAAACUGGUUCCCCGGGCUCCAGAGAGCGUUGCUUUUUUGACUCACAGAACCAUACAAUUGUAUGCAAGGGACCCCAUGCGGUCAUCUAGCCCAACCCCACGCAACGCAGGAAUCGCAGCUAAAGGGGGUUGUUUUCUGAGCAUCGCACAACAGCGAAGUUUAUCCCGUAGCUUCCCAGAGCAUGUUUGUUUGAAUCUUAUUAAAAUUUAUAUACCACCUGAUUUGUGUUUUAGAAACAGCUUCCAAGCAAGGGAGUAGCUCCAGGAAAACCCCUUCCCUUCCACUUCAUCCCCCCUUUCAGACCCCAAACGCUCAACCUGAGCGCAAACUGACAGGCGAAUCGUCACGUGGGCUAGUAACUUGGCCCGGACUUAUUUUGCAAAAAGCCGCCUUGCAGAAACACGCUUUUGUUUUGUUUUUGCUGCCACCGGGAAUCAGAUGGCUUUAAAAGCGUAUUAGACAAAUUCGCGAAGGAGAAGCAAGGGGCUAUCGGCGGCGGUUAGACGUGUUUGCAAAAUAGAGCCUCCCGGUUCUGGCACACUCUACCUCUGGCUUUACCUCACCUGGCAAAGACAGCCUGUCUCUGAAUGGUGGUUGCUGGAGAUCCGAAGUAAUAAUAAUAAUAAUAAUAAUAAUAAUAAUAAUAAUAAUAAUAAUUUAUUUAGAUCCCGUCCUCCCCAGCCGAAGCGAGGCUCAGGGCAGGAAGCAGGGAUCCCAAAUGCAGAGAAUUGCAUUUUCUUACCUUCUUAGGCUUCCUUCCCCUGCGGUCCGGUCGUUUCUUGAGCUUUACACGGACCUGCCUAUUAGAGGGUCCUUUUUUGUGUGUGACAAAUUUGUUGAGCACCUUUCCCCCCUCCAAUAUCUCCCCCCCCCAAAAAAAACCCACUAACUUCUUGAGCUAUUUCUAAGAACCUUCGGGGGAGAAAUCAACACUUCCAACACGGGGUCACCUGGGUUUUCCCCAGUACAUUUCUGAGAUUUUCAGAAAUUCCGCCCGGACGCCCCUGGUGGUGGAACCAAAUGGAGCCCCCAUUUCCAAGAGCAGUCUAUCUCGGAAUGCCACAGGCUGUCCGGAGCACUGUGGGAAACGGCUAGACCAAAGCUAAAAUUUGCUUUCCCCCACAAUCAUGGAGAAAAUAGCUGCAGUUCAGUUCCCUCUGCUGUGAACCGCGGACUUUAUUUAUGUGUUAAUUGGUGCGUUUGCUAUUUACUGUAUUUUUCGCUCUAUAAGACGCACCAGACCACAAGACGCACCUAGUUUGUGGAGGAGGAAAACAAGAAAAAAAAUAUUCUGAAUCUCAGAAGCCAGAACAGCAAGAGGGAUCGCUGCGCAGCCUGUUCUGGCUUCUGGGAUAGCUGCGCAGCCUGCAUUCGCUCCAUAAGACGCACACACAUUUCCCCUUACUUUUCAGGAGGGAAAAAGCGAGUCUUAUAGAGCAAAAAAUAUGGUACUUUGAAACCGAAAAGGUUGCUUGGGAUGUCGGUGCCCGCAAGUCUGUACAUGUGUGUUGGGGCAGGGAUGUCCAUAGUCGCUCUGAUUUCGUUUCCGGGAGAGAUGGGACAACUUUAUUUGAUAUUUAUUUAAGGGGCUGCUUGAUGGCUACACUUGCCAAUGUGUAUUGUUAUAAUAAUAAUAAUAAUAAUAACAACAAUAACAACAACAACAAUAAUUUAUUAUUUAUAUCCCGCCCCAGCCACUCUGGGCGGCUUCCAACAAAACACUAAAAUACAAUAACCUAUUAAACAUUAAAAGCUUCCCUAAACAGGGCUGCCUUUCUUCUAAAAGUCAGAUAGUUGUUUAUUUCCUUGACAUCUGGUGGGAGGGCACCACCACCGAGAAGGCCCUCUGCCUGGUUCCCUGUAACCUCACAUCUCAUAGGGAGGGAACCGCGAGAAGACCCUCGGGAGAUGGACCCAGGUGUCCGGGCUGGACGAUGGGGGUGGAGACGCUCCUUCAGGUAUACUGGGCCGUUUAGGGCUUCAAAGGUCAGCACCAACACUUUGAAUUGUUCUCGGAAACAUCCUGGGAACCAAUGUAGGUCUUUCAGGACCAGUGUUAUAUGGUCUUGGAGGCCACUCCCAGUCCCCAGUCUGGUUGCUGCAUUCUGGAUUAGUUACAGUUUCCGGGUCACCUUCAAAGGUAGCCCCACGGAGAGCGCAUGGCAGUAGUCCAAGCGGGAGUCUGCGGGUUUGGAGGGUCUCAUCCUGCGCACCAAAUGGAGCUGCCCUGGACACAGAACUGACCUGCACCUCCAUGGACAGCUGUGAGUCCAGAAUGACCCCCAGGCUGCGCACCUGGUCCUUCUGGGGCACAGUUGCCCCAUUCAGGACCAGGGAGUCCUCCACACCAGCCCGCCUCCUGUCCCCCCAAAACAGUACUUCUGUCUCGUCAGGAUUCAACCUUAAUCUGUUAGCCACCAUCCAUUGUUGAGUUUCCUGUGCAAAAGAAAGGAGGAGAAGGUCUGAUGGAAAGGGGCAGGCUUUAUUUUUGACGGCGGGGAAGGCCAGGCAGAGCUAAGGAGACCCUUUUGAUUUGCAUCCAAAGGCGAAAAUUCUCAACCCAUACUUUCCCCAAGCAAUGUGCGCAGCAGAUCGCAGCUGUGUCCUGUGAAAUUUUCAGUGCUCCAAAUUUUGCAAUUUGGAGACGCGGGUGGCGCUGUAGGUGAAACCACAGAGCCUAGGGCUUGCCAAUCAGAAGGUCAGCGGUUUGAAUCCUGCGACGGGGUGAGCUCCUGUUGCUCGGUCCCUGCUCCUGCCAACCUAGCAGUUUGAAAGCAUGUCAAAGUGCAAGUAGAUAAAUAGGUACCACUCCGGCGGGAAGGUAAACGGCGUUUCUGUGCGCUGCUCCGGUUCGCCAGAAGCAGCUUAGUCCUGCUGGCCACAUGACCCGGAAACUGUACGCCGGCUCCCUUGGCCAAUAAAGUGAGAUGAGUGCCGCAACCCCAGAGUCGGCCACAACUGGACCUAAUGGUCAGGGGUCCCUUUACCUUUACCUAAAUUUUGUAAUGCGUUUUUCCUUCUGGACGAGUAGUGCGGGGAAAGAAACAGAAAACGAGUAAAACUAGGCUAAACCGUGCAUUAAAAUGCAUGGUUGUUGAAAAGAAGGCGCAAGGAUUGUAUUGUAUUGUAUUGUGGGGAGCUGUUUUGCAGAAACCUGUAUAUUAGGCAAAACUGGAUCCUAAAACGGGUGUGUUAGAAUAAAGUCACACUGAACCGCUGGUGAAUUUUCACAAGGCCCUUUAAAAGAAAAAAUUGCAAACUGACGGAGAAAUGAAGACCGGAUACCUGAGAAACUGUGGUCGAAUUUACACAGCGAUGUUGCUUCAAACCGUCAUGGCCUUCCCCCAAAGAAUUCUGGGAACUGUAGUUUGAGACGGCCAGUUGUUUGGUGACUCCCUUCGUCCCCUCCCAGAACUACAGUUCCCAGAGUUCUCUGCUGCGAAGAAUAAUGACUGUUGAAACACUCUGGGAAUUGUAGCUCAGGGAUGGGAAUAAAAGGCAAACGCUUUAAGCAAAUGCUUAAAAAACUACAGCUCCCAGAAUCCCUUAAGGCAGGGGUGUAUUAUGAUUUUACCCCAAAGCUGUUGAGCUUUUCUUAGGAUUUGACCCCAGAAAAUAAACUGCAAUUUGGCUCCCAAAACGGACUUUGUACAUGCCUGCCUUAAGGGAAGAAGCCGUGGUGUUUUGGAGUGGCGUCCCCGUGCUAUAACGUGGCCUGGGAGGCGUGCAAAUUGCAGUUCUGGCCGCCCCUAGUGGGGAAGAGGCGCUCCAUGGCGAAAUCCAGCAACAGAGCGUGAUUCGAAUCCAGAACCUUCCCUUCUCUUGUGCACAAUGAGGCGGAACUAAAUGGGCUUCGCUUGCCCAUUGUCCACGGGGCUCUGAAUGGCUGAAAAUGAGGCCGGAUUCUCCAGCCAGCCCCUCUGCCUCUCCCUCUCUCUGAUGCCGGCCCUGUUCGAAACAUUCCCUUCACAGCUGAGAUAGUUGCUGAACAAGCAGGUUUCUCUAAGCAAGGUCAGCUCGGGUUAUGCUGAGUCUGUAGCUGCUUUUCCCAGUCUUCCGAACUGCCGCCCAGCCACGACUCCCCUCUGCAAUGCAAAGCAGCCCUCCCUCUCCGUUUCGUUUCGCACCCGGGUCCCAAACGGUCCUUCCUUCCGCCGCGAGGGUCUGAGAGCUGCGUCCUGUUUGGUCCUCCUAGCAGCCCUGUGGGGUAGACCAGGCAGAGAGGAAACCAUAGACGCCGGAGGCAUUUGAAACGCAACCCUGGUCGCCACUGCUAAGGAAUUGGCCCCAAUACAGUGGUCCCUCGGUUCUCAAACUUAAUCCGUUCCGGAAGUCCCGUUCCAAAACCAAAGCGUUCCAAAACCAAGGCGCGCUUUCCCAUGAAAAGGAAUGCAAGACGGAUCAAUCCAUUCCAGACUUUUAAAAACAGCAAUUUAACAUGAAUUUGACUAUCUAACGAGACCGUUGAUCCAUAAAACGAAAGCAAUAAACGAUGUACCGCAAUCGCACAAUCAAUCCAUCCAUCAGUAGCUGGACUGGGUUCCACGCAGUUGCAAAAACAAAAUGGAAAGAGCCGCAAAAACGCAAAAUAAAUCGUAAAAACAGACCGGCCUCGGCGUGACACUCAAAUUGGAAGUGUGGCACUCAAAACGGAGCACGUUCGGCUUCCAAAAAAAGUUUGCAAACCGGAACACUUCCUUCCGGGUUUGCAGUGUUUGGGUUCCACGUCGUUUGAGUACCAAGAUGUUUGGAAACCAAGGCCUUGCAAAAUACUUUGCAAAAGAAAAGCCUUGCGCUUCAAUAAUGGGUUUCUGAAAAUCCAAGAUGGAAAAACCAAAGGAAAUCCUGUGUAACAAGGUGUUUGGGUUAGCAGGAUGGCUACAGACUCCCUAGGGGAGUGGCUACAGACUCAGGGGUGUGGCUACUGACUCCUCAUGGGCGUGGCUACAGACUCAUGGGCGUGGCUACUGACUCCUCAGGGGCGUGGCUACAGUCUCAGGGGCGUGGCUAUACUUCUCAGGGGAGUGGCUACAGACUCCUCAUGGGCGUGGCUACAGACUCAUGGGCGUGGCUACAGACUCCCUAGGGGAGUGGCUACAGACUCCUCAUGGGCGUGGCUACAGACUCCCCAGGGGAGUGGCUACAGACUCAUGGGCGUGGCUACAGACUCCCCAGGGGAGUGGCUACAGAUAUAGGGGCAUGGCUACAGUCUCAUGGGCGUGGCUACAGACUCCUCAGGGGCGUGGCUACAGACUCAGGGGCGUGGCUACUGACUCCUCAGGGGCGUGGCUACAGUCUCAGGGGAGUGGCUACAGACUCAGGGGCGUGGCUACUGACUCCUCAGGGGCGUGGCUAUACUUCUCAGGGGAGUGGCUACAGACUCAUGGGCGUGGCUAUAGACUCCCCAGGGGAGUGGCUACAGAUAUAGGGGCGUGGCUACAGUCUCAUGGGCGUGGCUACAGACUCCCCAGGGGCGUGGCUACAGACUCCCCUUGAGGGUAUGUAGCUAUGGACCCUCCAUGGCUACUGACUGCUCUUGGGGUGCAAGUGCGAUUCCUGGUGGGGACGGUCACAACCACCCUAACAUCUAUCGGGUCCACGGCCGGAAGCCCCCUUGCCACCCAAAUCCCUGAUUCCGUGGCGUCUCCAUUUGCUCCCCUUCCCAAACUGGCGGUUCGCUUUCCAGCAAGAGAAAGGGGAGACGAGAGAUUGCAGGCGGCCUUCGAAUUAGGAGGACGGCGGCGGAGAGAGAUGCUUCGCCCGGGGAAAAUGGAGGCCAUGAAUAUUUGAUGGAAGAGGCUGUUUGGAGGAGGGGAAGGCGGAAAAGGAGCUGGAUUUCCCCCCCUUUAAUUAUUAUUUCCAGGCAGGCCUGCUGGAGGCAUUUUAAUGGCGUUGAUUCUUUCCCACCACACCGGGCGUAUUUAUGAAUGAAAGCCGCUGUUUCUGCUGCAGCCGAGGGCUGACAUCAUUGCUUCUGCCUCUGUUUCCCCCCACCACCCAAAAAAACUCCACCACCAGCCGCAGAGGGCAAUUCCUCCAGGUCUGAGCCUGCGGGGCUUACUCGGGAGUAAGCCGGGGACCUACCCUUGAGUAAGCACGCUUAUAGGGUUGGGUGAUGUUAAUUCUCCGUUGCAAGAUCACAUCAGGAUGAUUUCUUUGGUGGGGAAAUCACUAGCCUGAAGUCAUAACCACGUUGAAGGAAAGGAAGAGAAGUGCCUAGCCUCUGCGGGGAUAUUUUCCUUACCCUUUGGCUCCCUGCAGCAAGCCGCAACGCUGGGAAUCUCAGAAUCACAUCAGAGCAAAGAAGGUCCAUCGAUUCUGGCUCGAGGUGGGCGAUGCCUGGGGAAUUAAAAAAAGGCACACAGCCUACAUCCUUGCAGAGCCUACAUUUUGAGGAGUUUAAAAGUUCCUCCAGCUGGUCCAAUAUCUAUCUGUGGCAGAGCAAGGCAGGCAUAGUGGCCUGGGAGACAGGGAUAAAGGUAAAGGGACCCCUGACCAUUAGGUCCAGUCGCGGAUGACUCUGGGGUUGCGGCGCUCAUCUCGCUUUAUUGGCCGAGGGAGCCGGCGUACAGCUUCCGGGUCAUGUGGCCAGCAUGACUAAGCCACUUCUGGCGAACCAGAGCAGCACACAGAAACGCCAUUUACCUUCCCGCCAGAGCGGCACCUAUUUAUCUACUUGUGCUGUUGUGCUUUCGAACUGCUAGGUCGGCAGGAGCAGGGACCGAGCAACGGGAGCUCACCUCAUCAUUGCGGGGAAUCGAACCGCCGACCUUCUGAUCGGCAAGCCCUAGGCUCUGUGGUUUAACCCACAGCGCCACCCGCAUCCCUCAGGGAGACAGGGAUAGGUGGAGCUGAAUACAGUGGUACCUUGGUUCUCAAACACCUUGGUACUCAGACAACUUAGAACCCAAAUACUGCAAACCGGAAGGAAGCGCUCCGGUUUGUGAACUUUUUUCAGAAGCUGAACGUGCUCCGUUUCGAGUGCCACGCUUCCGAUUUUAGUGUCACGCUGAGGUCUGUCUGUUUUUUUGCUAUUUAUUUUGCGUUUUUGUUUUUGCGGCUCUUUUUGCUUCGUUUUUGUGACUGUGUGGAACGGAUUGAUUGAUUGUGUGACUGCAGUACAUUGUUUAUCGCUUUCAUUUUAUGGAUCGGUGGGCUCGUUGGUAAAAAUCCAUGUUCAAUUGCUGUUUCGGGAGUUGUUUUUAAAAGUCUGGAACGGAUUAAUCCGUUUUGCUUUGCUUUCUAUGGGAAAGCGCGCCUUGGUUUUGGAACGCUCUGGUUUUGGAACGGACUUUCCGGAACGGAUUACGUUUGAGAACCAAGGGACCAUUGCAGAUCCCUCUAUGCAGAGGGUCUGGGCAAACAAGAACAACUAACGUGAAGGAGGUCUGCAGAUUUGGGAGAGGAAAUUUUUUAGGUGCUUACCCUGGUGGUCUCAGGCCAAGGAAAUUAUGGAGCAAUCCAACAAUGACCACAUUGCAAAAUUUAGAGAACGGCGGAAUUUCAAACUAGGGAUGGGUUUCCGUUCUCACCUCUCCCCCCCUGCCCCGAACCAUUAGAUCGGGUUCCCUUUAAAUGUGGACUGGAUCCAGAUUGUGCCCCACAGCCCUAACUGGGGGGGGGGGGAAUUUCAGGAGACUGGAGAAGGGGGGGGGCAAUGUUUUCAGGGAAGAAACGUUGGAGGGGAUGGAAAAGUCAGAUAGUUGUUUAUUUCCUAGACAUCUGAAGGGAGGGUGCCACCACCGAGAAGGCCCUCUGCCUGGUUCCCUGUAACCUCGCUUCUCGCAGGGAGGGAACCGCCAGAAGGCCCUCGGGAGAGGGACCCCAGUGUCCGGGGUGGAGAUGCUCCUUCAGGUCUACUGGGCCAUUUAAGGCUUUCAAGGUCAGCUGGACCUCAGUAUCUGACUUCUAGAAGACAUCUGAAGGCAGCCCUGUUUAGGGAAGCUUUUAAAUGUUUGAUGUUUUAUCGUGUUUUUAAUAUUCUGUUGGGAACCACCCAGAGUGGCUGGGGAAACCCAGCCAGAUGGGCGGGGUAUAAAUAAGAAAUUAUUAUGACUAUGAUCCUUUAUUCGGCUCUGUGCAAAACUCGCACCCAGGACUUCUCUUCUGAGAAUAAACUGGUUUAUUGGGCAAAAUGGGACCAGCUCCCCUUAGCGUAAGGCUUGUGCCAGAUGAUCUGUUGUGCAAGAGCGAGGGGGCAGAGGGGGGCGUCGUUUUAAAAACACGUCGUUUGGCGAUGAUAUAAUGAGAAACUGGCCGGGGCAGGCCGGCAAACAAACAUUAUUGUUCCGCGUUAGGGGUGUGGAGAGAGACAAAAGGUCGCUAGACCUUUCCCUACGAUCCUGGAAUAAAAAGGAAAAACGCCCCACAUCAGCAAGUAGGGGGAAAAUAUUUUGCUCGUCAGCUGAGUGGAAUUGUCUGAGAGAGAGAGAGAGAGAUCAACAAAGAUCAGGACAUCACAUUUGCAUUUUUUUUACAAAGCUCCGAGCCCCACGAGGUUGUGGAGUGGUGACAAUUUUGUAAGCAGAAUACAGACCCUAAAAGGGUCCCUGUUUUCCAGGGAAAGUCCCAGACUCACAGAAGUUGUCCCAGAAUAUCCUGCUUUUCCUUAGGAUGUCCCUCUUUUCACUGGAGAAAUGUUGGAGGGGAUGGAAUAGGACGUCCCUAUUUUCAGGGGGAAAACAUUGGAGGGGAUGGAAUAGGAUGUCCCUAUUUUCAGGGGAGAAAUGUUGGAGGGGAUGGAAGAGGACGUCCCUAUUUUCAGGGGAGAAACGUUGGAGGGGAUGGAAUAGGACGUCCCUAUUUUCAAGGGAGAAACGUUGGAGGGGAUGGAAUAGGACGUCCCUAUUUUCAGGUAGAAACGUUGGAGGGGAUGGAAUAGGACGUCCCUAUUUUCAGGGGAGAACCGUUGGAGGGGAUGGAAUAGGACGUCCCUAUUUUCAGGGGAGAAACGUUGGAGGGGAUGGAAUAGGACGUCCCUAUUUUCACGGGAGAAACGUUGGAGGGGAUGGAAUAGGACGUCCCUAUUUUCAGGGGAGAAACGUGGGAGGGGAUGGAAUAGGACGUCCCUCUUUUCAGGGGAGAAACGCUGGAAGGAAUGGAAGGCCCUCUGCCUGGUUCCCUGUAACCUCGCUUCCCGCAGGGAGGCAACCGCCAGAAGACCCUUGAGAGAUGGACCCCGGUGUCCAGGCUGGACGAUGGGGGUGGAGACAGGGAUAAUGACUGGCCAAAGUAGCGGAUGAAUGUUGGGUCCCCUAUAGACCCCUUUGGUCCAGCGUUCUCCCCAACUGCCCUGUGUCCUGAGUUCAAGUCUCCCAGCCCUUUCCCAGAUGCAUUUAGAAACCAGCUGCCUCCUCGCCUCCUCUCUUGAGCGUUUCGUCUGUUUUAUCUCUGGCUGGGAAGCAAAUCACACCAGGCUUGAGACGUGCGUACGAAAACACACACACACACACAAGCAAAACACUUAUCCUGUUAGUCACACUUGGCACCUCCAGCCCUUGUUCCUGCAUGAGCGACGCAGAACAAAAUUGCCAAUGGUUUCUCUUUUUUUAAAACAACAACAACAACCACACACACACCAAGCCAGCCUUUCUCCAUCAAAGUUUCCCUUUCCCCCCCACGCCCGGGGAAAUAUAUAUAUAUAUAUCUGCAAUUGUUUUUCUGCUGAACCUUGGCUGGGUGAGAUCAUAGGGCGGGUUGUGGCUGUAAAGAUUAGGCUCCUCUGGAAAUCAUCACCCGGGGAGAUCCACAUCUCUGCUCUCUUUCGCAGCAGGUGGUUCGCCACCCCCCACCCCAAAUAAAAGCUGGAGGGGUAGAUAAAUCUUGGGUUCAAGGCUCUGCACAGAUGGAGGGAGAGAAGGGUUUUUUUGUUUGGGGCAGAGCUCAGCGCAUGGCAAACAAGCAGGUGGAAAACGAGACGGAAUAGAGGAUUUCCGGAAGAUAUCCGGCGCUGGGGGGGUUCUGGGGCAGGUGGGACAAUGGUCACCCCCCGUCCAGCCGCAAAGGGAAGGGCACUUUUGCCCCCGGGGCAGGGAGAGCUGGGCAAGUGAGAUAUUUGUACCCAGGGGGUGAUGGAGGAGACCUUUGUUCCCGGAGAGAAAUGGGGAAGAGAGCCGUUUGUACCGGGGAGAGAUGGGCGAGAACUUUAAUAAUAAUAAUAAUAAUAAUAAUUAUUAUUAUUAUUAUUAUUAUUAUUAUUUAUACCCCGCCCAUCUGGCUGAGUUUCCCCAGCCACUCUGGGCAGCUCCCAAUCAAGUGUUAAAAACAGUACAGCGUUAAAUAUUAAAAACUUCCCUGAACAGGGCUGCCUUCAGAUGUCUUUUGAAGACAGCAUAGCUGCUUCUUUCCUUCACAUCUGAAGGGAGGGCAUUCCUCAGGGAGGGCACCACCACCGAGAAGGCCCUCUGCCUGGUUCCCUGUAGCCUCACUUCUCGCAGGGAGGGAACCGCCAGAAGGCCCUUGGAGAUGGACCCCAGUGUCCGGGCAGAACAAUGGGGGUGGAGACGCUCCUUCAGGAAUACUGGGCCGUUUAGGGCUUUCAAGGUCAGCACCAACACUUUGGCUUGUGCUCGGAAACCUACUGGGAGCCAGUGCAGGUCUUUCAAGACCAGUGUUAUGUGGUCUCCACUCCCAGUCCCCAGUCUAGCUGCCGCAUUCUGGAUUAAUUGCAGUUUCCGGGUCACCUUUUAGAAGACAUUUCAAGGCAGCCCUGUUUAGGGAAGCUUUUAAUGUUUAAUAGACUAUUGUAUUUUAAUAUUCUGUUGGAAGCUGCCCAGAGUGGCUGGGGAAAAAUUAUUAUUAUUGUUGUUGUUGUUGUUGUUAUUUGCGCAACGGGAGAAAGGGGCAACAGAGUCCUUUGUCUCUCUGGGGAUAGACAGCGCUACCUUGGUAUGCUACAUGUGUGGGGUGUCAUCGUGGUGGGGAGUCCUGGGCUGUGUUGCGGACAAGGCUUUGGGGACUGAAUUUGCCCUUACAAGUGGUCUUAACCCUGACCAUUAGGUCCAGUGGUGGCCGACUCUGGGGUUGCGGCGCUCAUCUCGCUUUACUGGCCGAGGGAGCCGGCGUACAGCUUCCAGGUCAUGUGGCCAGCAGGACUAAGCCGCUUCCGACGAACCAGAGCAGCGCACGGAAACGCCGUUGACCUUCCCGCCGGAGUGGUACCUAUUUAUCUACUUGCACUUUGAUGUGCUUUCGAACUGCUAGGUGGGCAGGAGCAGGGACUGAGCAAUGGGAGCUCACCCCGUCACGGGGAUUCGAACCGCCGACCUUCUGAUUGGCAAGUCCUAGGCUCUGUGGUUUAACCCACAGCGCCACCCGCAAGUGGUUUUAAUUAUAAUUUAUUCCUCACCUUGAGAGGCAGUGCGGUAUAGUGGUUGGAGCACCCUGCCAGGACCCAUGGGCAGCAAAGAGAGCUGCCAGGAAGUGUGUGCAAGAGACGCCACUUGUUCCAGACGCCGCUCCCUCCUCUGGGUAUAUUUAUUUGUGAGAUAAGUCUCAUCUGAAGGCCGCCUCCUUCGCUCCCCCAGAGCAUCUUCCGUUGCCGGGCUAAUCUCUGUUGCCACGGCAACGACAUCCUCAGCACCCUCCUCCCCGCUCCCUGAGCAUUAUAAAUUACGGCUAAGUGGCUUCCUUGGCGGAGAGGGAGAAGGGGCUGGAUGGCUGGUGGGGGUGGGAAGAUGAGAGAGAGAGAGAGAGAGAGAGCGCAUUUUGACAUGCCCAAAUCCCGGCCCUGUCAGGAGUCUUCCAUUCCCUCUGGAAAUCAACCGCGGGAAGAUGAUCUGAAAGGGAUGGGUGUGUUUUUGUCUCAGCAGCGGCGUCUGGUGGCCAUGUGGCCCACAUCACUCGGCACGUCAGAAUUUGAACCCAGGACCAAAGUGUACUGGAAGAAGCAAGGAUCGCCAGUGUUGAAGCGACAUCAACUUCAUCGGACCGGUCAUGUUGUGCGGAUACCUGCUGAAGCAACUCCUCUAUUCCGAACUUAAAAACAGAAAGCGUAAUGCUGGCGGUCCAGAAAAGAGGUUCAAAGACCGUCUCAAGGCAAAUCUUAAAAGAUGUAGUAUAAACACCGACAACUGGGAGACACUGGCCUGCGAGCGCUCCAGUUGGAGAACAGUCUUGACCAAAGGUGUCGUGGGCUUUGAAGGCACUCGAACUCAGGACAAGAGGGAGAAACGUGUCAAGAGGAAGGCGCGCUUGGCAAACCCACACCGGGAUCAACUCCUGCCUGGAAACCGAUGUCCCCACUGUGGAAGGACGUGGGGAUCCAGAAUUGGCCUCCACAGUCACUUACGGACUCAUUGUUAAGACCGUGUUUAUGGAAGACAAUCUUACAUGUUUGAUGCAUUACGGUAUUUUAAUAGUUUGUUGGAAGCUGCCCAGAGUGGCCGGGGAAGCCCAGCCAGAUGGGCGGGGUAUAAAUAAUAAAUUAUUAUUAUUAUUAUUACUCGGCUACAAGGGAUCGCCCAAGAUAGCAGGCAAGAAUUCGGUCCGCACAACGCAGCUGGCUAAAGGAGGGAACUACACAAUUUGACCAAACAAAUUUCCAUAGGGACAAAGGCCAGCUUCUGCACUUAGGCAGGAAGAACCAGAUGCACAAAUAUAGGAUGCGGGACACCGGGCUUAUUAGCAGGACAUGGGAUAAAGGAUCUGGGGGUCUUGGUGGACCGCAAGCUGAACGUGAGUCAAUUCUGUGAUGCAGCAGCAAAAAAAGCGAAUGCUAUUCUAGGCUGCAUCCACAGAAGUCUAGUGUCCAGAUCAAGGGAAGUCAUGUUGUUGUUGUUGAGUCGUUUAGUCGUGUCCGCCUCUUUGUGACCCCCUGGACCAGAGCACGCCAGGCCCUCCUGUCUUCCACUGCCUCCCGCAGUUUGGUCAAACUUGGUAGCUUCGAGAACACUGUCCCACCAUCUCGUCCUCCAUCGUCCCCUUCUCCUUGUGCCCUCCAUCUUCCCCAACAUCAGGGUCUUUUCCAGGGAGUCUUCUCUUCUCAUGAGGUGGCCAAAGUCUUGGAGCCUCAGCUUCAGGAUCUGUCCUUCCAGUGAGCACUCAGGGCUGAUUUCCUUCCGAAUGGAGAGGUUGGAUCUUCUUGCAGUCCAUGGGACUCUCAAGAGUCUCCUCCAGCACCAGAAUUCAAAAGCAUCCAUUCUUCGGCGAUCAGCCUUCUUGAUGGUCCAGCUCUCACUUCCAUACAUCACUACUGGGAAAACCAGAGCUUUAACUAUACGGACCUUUGUUGGCAAGGUGAUGUCUCUGCUUUUUAAGAUGCUGUCUAUUCUGCCUUGGUCAGGCCACACCUGGAAUACUGUGUCCAGUUCUGGGCAGCACAAUUUUAGAUGGAUUGGACAAGCUGGAAGGUGGGCAGAGGAGGGAGACUGAGAUGAUCAAGAGCAGGGCUCAGCAAACUUUUUCUAUCUGGUGUGUGUGUGCAAAAAUAUAAUCCCCUUUUGUCUCUAGCAAUCUCCCUACCCGGUUAAUUAACAUCUUACUAAUGAUGUAAGAGGCUGCCUCCCAGGGGUGUGUGUGUGUGUGCUUUUUCGGCUAAAAAGACUGCGUCUCUUGAACUGGGAAAAGUUUUUCCCGCCUUCAUUUUAAGGGCACAGGAGGAGGUUAUUUUCUGACCGGUUGGCGCAGAAGGCUUUCGCCGCCACUCGCACGCAGGACAACGUAGGAAGCGGCGAACAACAGACGGAGGAGGAAGUAUCUGCUUUUAGCUACAAAAAUGUGGAGAAUAGGGACGAGGGAGGGAACGGGGAGUCAGAUGCGGGAAGGAAGAGGUUGUUUGAUGUCCGCCUGCUGUGUCUGGUUCAUUGUAUCUGAGCCCCCACAACAGAAAUAAAACCCCUCCCCGAGUCUUCCUUGCCCCCCCCCCCAGGAUGGUGGGGCUUUGUGUGGUGGAGAAAAGAAAAAAUCUUCAUUUCAGUAAUAGAAACAUGAGAGUCUGCUAGAUUGGGGCAACAGCCAGUGCCAGAUUUACGUAUAAGCUAAAGAAGCUAUAGCUUAGGGCCACACUCUCUUGGGGGCCCCCAAAAAAUUUAAAGGGGGGGAACUGGAUAUACAUUUCCAAAAUAUAAUCUAUCUAUCUAUCUAUCAUCUAUCUUUCUAUCUUUCUAUCUUUCUAUCUAUCUAUCAUCUAUCUAUCUCUAUCAUCUAUCUAUCAUCUAUCUAUCUCUAUCUAUCAUCUAUCUAUCUAUCUAUCUAUCUAUCUAUGCCAGUGUCGGAUUUACGUAUAAGCUAAACAAGCUCUAGCUUAGGGCCCCACUCUCUUGGGGGCCCCCAACAAAUUUAAAGGGGGGGGAAACUGGAUGUACAUUUCCAAAAUAUAAGAUAAAAAACAAAUAAAAUAAGACCUACAUACAGCAAGAGUGUUUUGUGUUGUGUUGGCACCUAUGGUGUAAGUCAUGGGCCCUGCCUGCUCCCUAAAAUAUCCCUGGUUUGCUCCUUCCUAUAUAUAGGGUGCCUACAUUUUGCUCUUUAUAAUUAUUAGUAGUUUGCACCAUAUAUUUACACCUCUUGUUGAUAAAACCCAUAUUAUUUGAUAAACCCCGUAUUUUGUGAUGUGCAAAUGGCUUGAGAUACCUAUGAGGUCCGUAAAUGACCAUAUAGCAUAUAUUCAACACACAAAAAAGCGGCAAUUUGAUGUUGACAAAGGACAGCUGGACAUAUAAAGGGCCCCGUUACCUUCAGGAGCUGAGGGCCGCAUCAAACAUAAAUCCGGUCCUGCCCUGGAAAACAGGGGCACUUGGAGGGUCUGUCUACUGCGUGUAGGAGGAAUAAUGCAGAGAAAUGGGUCACCAUAGCAAGUACCGUAUUUUUUGCUCUAUAAGACUCACUUUUUCCCUCCUAAAAAGUAAGGGGAAAUGUGUGUGCGUCUUAUGGGGCGAAUGCAGGCUGCGCAGCUAUCCCAGAAGCCAGAACAGCAAGAGGGAUUGCUGCUUUCACUGCGCAGCGAUCCCUCUUGCUGUUCUGGCUUCUGGGAUUCAGAAUAUUUUUGUUCUUGUUUUCCUCCUCCAAAAACUAGGUGCGUCUCGUGGUCUGGUGCGUCUUAUAGAGUGAAAAAUACGGUAGAUUUGGGCUUGCCGGUUGCCCCGUGAAACAACACGUCGGAAACCGCAACCUUGCGUCAAAGCGGUUCCAGCUUCCUUUCCCUGCAAACUGAGAGUUUGGCGUUCCAUAAAAGCGUCGACACUCUCUAACCAGGAAUCUUUGCAGGUGUCAAAAAAAGGCGUUUUAAAGGAUUCUUGGGUUUAUAUGGCAAGGUGCUGCAAUGAUUGUCGGGUGUGUGCAUGCGUUUGUGUGCUGACCAGCUCGAAAUCGAAAGCCACUUCCGGUCAGUUGCUAUUUUGGGAUGGGAUUUAGUCACAAAUUGGCAUAUUCCGGUUUCCAGCUAGAAGCAGGUGUUUUUGCAGGAAGGAAAGUGACGGGGAGGGCGGGGCGAAGGACCGAGAGCUGCGGCGCGGCAAAACCUUCGUGCAAACCCAUCGGAAUGGAAGCGCGAGAAAGAGGCGACGUUGGUUGAUCUUCCUGCAAACUUCACAGGGCGAAUCCUCGAUAAACGUGCUGCUAAACCAGUAUUUUAAAAAGUGAAAAUCCGGGUGUGAGAUCGAAAUUAUUCCGCCCUCCCCGUUGCAAAUCAGGUUUAUUGUUAAAAUGUACAGACUUUCAGCCGUUUGCAAGAAGCGAAUCGAACAUUCGGUUCCCCCAGAUUCGGCUAAAAACGCAGCUUUGAAAACAGCUGGGUUUUACUUCGUUCCCUUUGUCUGUGUUGGACACGAUCCCUUCUCUUGCUCGUUUUCUCUCUCUACAACAACCCAGCGAGGCGGAGAGGCGGGCGUUGGUUCACGGUGGCUGAUUUCGAUGUUUAUAGGGCAUCUAUGUGUCCCUUGUGGCGCUGUGGGUUAAACCACAGAGCCUUGGACUUGCCGAUCAGAAGGUUGGUGGUUUGAAUCCCUGCAACGACAGGGUGAGCUCCCGUUGCUCGGUCCCUGCUCCUGCCAACCUAGCAGUUCGAAAGCAUGUCAAAGUGCAAGUAGAUAAAUAGGUACCGCUCCAGCGGGAAGGUAAACGGCGUUUCCGUGCACUGCUCUGGUUCGCCAGAAGCGGCUUAGUCCUGCUGGCCACAUGACCCAGAAGCUCGGCCAGUAAAGCAAGAUGAGUGCCACAACCCCAGAGUCAGCCACGACUGGACCUAAUGGUCAGGGGUCCCUUUACCCUUCACCUUUAUGUGUCCCUUGAAGUCUGAGUUCCUGCGUCUUCUUAAGUCUUCCUCUUGUCUUUCUCUCCAGGAUCAUCGACACAAGUACAAUUCAGCAGGAAAGACUCCAAGCCAUAGCGGUAAGUCCUUGAUUUUGCAUCCUAAUAAAGGAUCAACGUCAUCAUAAUUUCUUAUUUAUACUCCCCCCCAAUCUGGGUGGGUUUCCCCAGCCACUCUGGGCGGCUCCCAACAGAAUAUAAAAAACACAAUAAAAUAUCAAACAUUAAAAAGCUUCCCUAAACAGGGCUGCCUUCAGAUGUCUUCUAAAAGUCAGAUACUGAGGUCCAGCUGACCUUGAAAGCCCUAAAUGGCCCAGUAGACCUGAAGGAGUGUCUCCACCCUGGACACCUGGGUCCAUCUCCCGAGGGCCUUCUAGCAGUUCCCUCCCUGCGAGAAGCGAGGUUACAGGGAACCAGGCAGAGGGCCUUCUCGGUGGUGGCGCCCUCCCGUCAGAUGUCAAGGAAAUAAACAACUAUCUGACUUUUAGAAGACAGCCCUGUAUAGGGAAGCUUUUAAUAUUGCACAGACUAUUAUAUUUUAAUAUGUUGUUGGAAGCCGCCCAGAGUGGCUGGGGAAACCCAGGCAAAUGGGCGGAGUAUAAAUAAUAAAUUAUUACUAUUAAAUUAUUAUAGUUGUUUAUUUCCUUGACAUCUGAUGGGAGGGCGCAACCACCAAGAAGGCCCUCUGCCUGAUUCCCUGUAACCUCGCUUCUCGCAGGGAGGGAACUACCAGAAGGCUCCAACCGUCUUGCCGUCCGGUGAGCAACCUGGCGCCAAAUUCUGCACCGGCUGAAGUUUCCGAACCAUCUUCAGAGUCAGCCCUACAUAGAAAGCAUUGCAUUAAUUUAACCUGGAGGUUACCAGAGCAUAGAUGACAGGAGUUAGGCUAUCCCUGUCCAGAUAGGGAAAUUUGCACAAAACUGCUGCUGGCAAAUUUUUGUAAGGACUUUUAAUUUUUUUAAAAAUUGCAAAUUGAUGUGGAAACUCCAUUUAAUACUGGUGGCGGGGGAGAGAAUGAGAAACUUAAAUCGGCCAUUUCCUAGUUCCUGGUUAGUCAGAAUGCAAGGAUGCUGAACUGUGCAUUGAUGUUGUUGUUUAGUCGUUUAGUUGUGUCCGACUCUUCGUGACCAGAGCACGCCAGGCCCUCCUGUCUUCCACUGCCUCCCGCAGUUUGGUCCAACUCAUGCUGGUAGCUUCGAGAACACUGUCCCGCCAUCUCGUCCUCUGUCGUCCCCUUCUCCUUCUGCCCUCCAUCUUUCCCAACAUCACCUUUUCCAGGGAGUCUUCUCUUCUCAUGAGGUGGCCAAAGUCUUGGAGCCUCAGCUUCAGGAUCUGUCCUUCCAGUGAGCACUCAGGGCUGAUUUCCUUCCGAAUGGAGAGGUUGGAUCUUCUUGCAGUCCAUGGGACUCUCCAGAGUCUCCUCCAGCACCAGAAUUCAAAAGCAUCCAUUCUUCAGCCAUCAGCCUUCUUUAUGGUCCAGCUCUCACUUCCAUACAUCACUACUGGGAAAACCAGAGCUUUUACUAUACGGACGUGUGCAUUGAUAGGACAUGCCAAAACAGAGGUCUCAGGCUUGUGUCGAGAUUUAUUUGGUUCUAUUGUCCCCAUCCCUAUUAUUAUUCUUUUAAAUUAUUACCUGCGCUGCACCCGGAUUUCCCCAGGCAGGUUGCGGCCAUUGAAAAGACAUUCAGAACUGUUUGGAAACUUGCAGGAUGAAACGCAAUUGCUAAAUAUAACCCGGGUCUGUGUUAAAGUGGUGUGUCUUCGCCAUUCACCCAAAACUGCACCCCCCCCCCUCUGUGGGGAGUUUGCAGGUUAGGGCCUGUGACCGGGAACACCCUCUCCUGGUCUGCUGCCAUCCGGAAGGGCGAGUCGACUCCUUUUCACAUUCAUUUUGGCACAUAGGUGAAGAACCAGACUCUGAGAACUGCCAGGCAGUCACUUCAAGGCUGCAGACCCACCAACAGCCCCUAUUUUCCAGUCUCAGGUUUACAGAAGACGUCCCAGUUUCUGAUUUGAUCCCAGAAUGUCCCGCUAUUCCUUAGGGAGCCCCUAUUUUCAGGGGAGAAACGUUGGAGGGGAUGCUAAAGGUCGGGGGGAGAGAGAAAUGGACAGGGGACCUGGUAUUGUCCAGUGCCCCCGUUUCUCGGAUUUGUCCCUGGGGCGAAAAUGCCAUUUAUCUGACCGGUGAGCUCAGUUCCUUCCUGGGGAGGGAGGAGGGUGAAAGCAAGAAAGCUCGCUAUCUCCCGGCCUGUUCUGCAUCUUCCCAAACCCGGGUUGUAACCUUGAGAGAGAGCUACAAAUGUGGAGCUCUCCCCUCAGCUCAAACGCUCCUCUCGCUGAGACAAUGGCAUCCUUUUUCUGCUCCCUGACAUAAGCCCUUUUCUUCUCUGCCUUUAGAAGCCGGCGAAGCUACAACAUCAGCCGGAUGCCAGCGCUGCGCGGCAGGGGUCCCCCGGUAACCCGCUUCCUCCCCGAGCCGCGAGGAUGUGGGUUGGAGGGGGCAGCCAGAUUUGGGGAGGCCGCGAGGAACGCGUCGACCUUUCCCCGCCAUUUGGCACCGCCAAUUUGGACAGAGCUGGGCAAACGGAGGUCUUUGGACCCCCAACAAAUGUGCCCAUCGGGUACCCUUUCAAGAACGCCGCAUUCUCGGGCAGCUGAGCUUGGGAGGCUGGCAGGGGCCGGCGCCAGGGCUUGGCAGGGCCGUUCCCCUGGCACACACCUCGGCACGGGGGCCGCCGAAUCUCCCGCGAUGGGGAGGUAGGCCCCCGCUGAGAGAAGCAACCCCUUGGAGGUGGCCUUCAAGCUCUGGGGGCCUCCGAAACCUACAGCGAGCGCUGGCCACCUGCCCAAAUCUUCUUCCUCAUCUUUUGGGAGAGCGCAACAAACUGCUUCUCGUUUCAUAUUCCCCCCCCCAAUUUUAUUGGGGGGCCAUACUCUCCAACGUUUCUCCCCUGAAAAUAGGGACGUCCUGUUCCACCCCCUCCAACGUUUCCCCAUUGAAAAUAGGCACGCCCUAUUCCAUCCCCUCCAACGUUUCUCCCCUGAAAAUAGGGACGCCCUAUUCCAUCCCCUCCAACGUUUCUCCCCUGAAAAUAGGGACGCCCUAUUCCAUCCCCUCCAACGUUUCUCCCCUGAAAAUAGGGACGCCCUAUUCCAUCCCCUCCAACGUUUCUCCCCUGAAAAUAGGGACGCCCUAUUCCAUCCCCUCCAACGUUUCUCCCCUGAAAAUAGGGACGCCCUAUUCCAUCCCCUCCAACGUUUCUCCCCUGAAAAUAGGGACGCCCUAUUCCAUCCCCUCCAACGUUUCUCCCCUGGAAAUAGGGACGUCCUAAGGAAAAGCAGGACAUUCUGGGAUCAGAUCUGAAACCGGGAGGGCUUCUGUAAAUCUGGACUGUCCCUGGGAAAUAGGGACACUAGGAGGGUCUGGAAUCUACCGGAAAAGGGGCAUCAUUGGGGACUUUUGCCUCCUGCCCCUUUCUCUCUCCCCCCCCCUCGUAAUGACGCCCCUGUUUUCAUCAGAGAAACACUGGAAGGUAUGCAAUGCAGGGAGCCCAAAGCCAAGCGUCUCGACUGGCCCCGGUUUCCCGGAAAACAAAUCACCGCUCGCGAUUCAUGUCACCCCCCCCUCUUUUGGCACUGGGCGCCCGUGGCUGAAGGCUGUUCCCCCUCCGCCGUUCGCAGUACGCCAUGUCCCUGUCCUCUCCAAAUCACCCAUCCUGUGCAGAUCUCACAACAAAGAGCAUUUAUGUCGGCUUUAAGGCUAGGAAGGGAAAGCGCACACACACACACCCCACAAUUGUCCUGUAAUGAUCUGUUAUCAACAGCUCAGGAUGAUGGAGUUUUGCACCCCGCUGGGCAUGUGAUGGGAGGCUGCCCAAUCACCGCAGGAUGCCCUGAGGUCCACACGAGCACAUUUAGAGACACGGGGAGGCCGAGGCUGUGUCUUACGGCUUUUUAACAUGUGUUUGUGGGAAGGGGGGGCCUGUCUAGUUCAGGGUUGUCUGAGCGGCAGCUGCCGAUCAGACUCACUGUCCUUUCCCAAACUUUCCCAGUGAGGCCAGGAACUGAGAGUUUCCGCCUGCCAAAGCAGACACCCAGUGGCUGAGCUACAAGAUCCUAGUCCUCAUGGUGGGUUUAAAAUCGGCGUGUCUGAAUGGUCCUGAACGGUGUAACCCUGCCCUUGUUGCUCCUUCAAGCGGUCGAACACGGACCGGAGUGAGUCGUACAGGAUGAUGGGGAUGAAGAUGUCGGCGUCGCUCUCAUCCUUCUCGUAAUUCUCCAGAACCUGUAGGAGAUGGGAAGUUAGUUGGUGUGGGGGGGACUCCCUGGUCCUGUAUGGGGCGACUGUGCCCCCGAAGGACCAGGUGCGCAGCCUGGGGGUCAUUUUGGACUCACAGCUGUCCAUGGAGGCACAGGUCAGUUCUGUGUCCAGGGCAGCUCCAUCUGGUACGCAGGAUGAGACCCUCCCUGCCCGCAGACUGUCUGGCCAGAGCGGUGCAUGCUCUGGUUAUCUCCCGCUUGGACUACUGCCAUGCGCUCUCCAUGGGGCUGCCUUGGAAGGUGACCUGGAAACUACAACUAAUCUAGAAUGUGGCAGCCAGACUGGGGACUGGGAGUGGAGACCACAUAACACCGGUCCUGAAAGUCCUACAUUGGACAUUUCCGGGCACAAUUCAAAGUGUUGGUGCUGACCUUGAAAGCCCUAAACGGCCCAGUAGACCUGAAGGAGCGUCUCCACCCCGGACACUGAGGUUCCUCUCCUGAGGGCCUUCUGGCGGUUCCCUCCCUGCGAGAAGUGAGGUUACAGGGAACCAGGCAGAGGGCCUUCUUGGUGGUGGCGCCCUCCCUGUGGAACACCCUCAAGGAGAUAAACAACUACCUGACUUUUAGAAGGCAUCUGAAGGCAGCCCUCUUUGGGGAAGUUUGGUGUUUUAUUAUGUUUAUAUAUGUGUGGGAAACCGCCCGGACUGGCUGGGCUGACCGAGGCGGAUGGGCGGGGAACAAAUAAUAAAAUUAUGACGGUCAUGAUUCGCCCUAGGUGGGCAAGCUGAGGCGUGCACAGGUGUGCUCUGCGACAGAGCUGCUGCCUCCCUUUCACCUGCUGCCGACCUUGUUGGUUAAUCUAACCCGGAAUCGGCCAAUCGAAGGCACACCCAGCGCUGCUUUGGCCCUGGCUGGCUUCCCGUACCUUGAAGUCCCCUUUCGGACGCUCAUUUUUCCCUGACACUGUUCGCUAGAUACAGGCCCUUCACAACAAAGGAGAGUAUUGUUUCAGAGGGAAGGGAAGGGCAGAGAGAGAGAGAAGAGAAACAGUCAGGAGCAAAGAGACUUUGGCCAGCUCUGUGUCCGUCCUGGGAAUGAACGUGAGCCUCUGUUAACGGAGAAAUCUGAAGGCUCCCUUGGACAAAAAACAAGGACCCCAGCCAGGAAUACCAGAGCAAAACAGCAGCCAGGAGGCUUGGUCUUUAUUGAAGACAGACAGGACUCCCACCUGCCACCAGGUGGAACAAGAUGGAAGCCCCAAACAAAAGAGAACCCAAACUUUUAUUAGCUGCUAAUCCCCAUUACAGGGACACGGGUGGCGCUGUGGGUUAAACCACAGAGCCUAGAGCUUGCUGAUCAGAAGGUCGGCUGUUCGAAUCCCUGCAAUGACGGGGUGAGCUCCCAUUGCUCGGUCCCUGCUCCUGCCAACCUAGCAGUUCAAAAGCACGUCAAAGUGCAAGUAGAUAAAUAGGUCCCGCUCCGGCGGGAAGGUAAACGGUGUUUCUGUGCGCUGCUCUGGUUCGCCAGAAGCGGCUUAGUCCUGCUGACCACAUGACCCGGAAGCUGUACGCCGGCUCCCUCAGCCAAUAAAGCGAGAUGAGCGCCGCAACCCCAGAGUUGGUCACGACUGGACCUAACAGUCAGGGGUCCCUUUACCUUUUUAAUCCCCAUUACACCCCCCCAAACUACAUCACUCAUACAUCAUGGUUACAUCAUGAAAGGGGAGGUCUGGUAGCCACAAUCUGAGCAUCCUGGACCCUGCCCCAUGGUUCCCCUUGCCCUCCACCAAACACCCAUCAAGUGGAACAAAAGAGAUAUUUACAUUUCCUCGUUUCCCAGCCAAGUUCAUCCCACCCUUUUGUCUUCAUCUGGGUUUGUUCUUUCUGGAAUGGCUACCUGUCUGGCACUCAGGUAUCAGGAGGCCAGGGAUUAUCACUCAGGCAGACGGGCUGCUGAGGAGCUGAGCUCACAGGUCUAUAGGAAUUUCUGAAGUUUUCCCAGUGAGCCAGUACAGAGAUACAUUGAUCAGUGAAUUCUUACAUUUGGUAUCGUGCAGCAAAGGCCCUUUGAAUAGAUAGGAAGAAACUGCGAUGAAGUGUUUUGUGGGGACAAAUCACAAAAGUCACAAAAGCGAUUGUGCUGGUUUUGGUAGUGGGUUGCAUGUGCGUGAUAUCUGCUGGAGGGGCAACCCCCCCCCCAACCUAUACAUAAAUUCCUGCAACACUCUGCAAAAAGUUCAGAGGGAGGGAGGCGAUCUUUGCAGGCUGUUCCGAAAAGGAGAGAGAGAAACGGAUCAUCGCUUGGCAGACAGGCGAUGCGUUUGGAAGAGCUUGCAGCAGGCUUGGCCGCCAAAGGAAUAUUGUCUGGUUUUUCCAUGUGGGGCCGGAAUGAAGACAUUUCCAGGGUUUAACUCCCCUUGUCCCGGCCACCUCCGGAAAUGCAACAGAGAGUGGGUUUUUUUGCAUUUUUGCACGCCAGUGGAAAAAGCACUCUCCUCCACAGAGACCUUCUUUGGGUGUUGAAAUAUUAGCAGGGGGGUCCCUUUUGGAAGUGCAAAUUUGGGGAGGUGCGAUUCCGUUUGCAUUUAACUAAUUUCUCCUUUUGGAAACGCGGCACAAACUGGAACGGAGCCGAGCUAUGAUAUUCACGCUUCUCCGAAUUUUGCAAAGGAGUUUUUCCAGCCCUGCAGUAAUGUGUACAAAAAUACGCAGAUUAGGGAAAAUGCACAAAUUAGACGCCUCUUUCGAGUCUUUUUAUUCUUUUAAUGCCAACACUCCUAAAACAGGAGUUGCUUAAACAAAUUCUUUAUUCACUUGACAUCUGGCGGGAGAGUGUUCCCGGAGACUGACUCUGAUUAUCGCCUGCUUGGACUACUGCCAUGCGCUCUCCGUGGGGCUACCUUUGAAGGUGACCCAGAAACUACAACUAAUCCAGAAUGUGGCAGCUGGACUGGGGACUGGGAGUGGAGACCAUAUAACACCAGUCCUGAAAGACCCGCAUUGGCACCCAGGACGUUUCCGAGCACAAUUCAAAGGGUUGGUGCUGACCUUGAAAGCCCUAAAUGGCCCAGUAGACCUGAAGGAGCGUCUCCACCCCCAUCGUCCAGCCUGGACACCAGGGUCCAUCUCCUGAGGGCCUUCUGCCGGUUCCCUCCCUGCGAGAAGCGAGGUUACAGGGAACCAGGCAGAGGGCCUUCUCGGUGGUGGCACCCUCCCAUCAGAUGUCAAGGAAAUAAACAACUACCUGACUUUUAGAAGACAUCUGACAGUAGCUCUGUUUAGGGAAGCUUUUAAUCUUUAAUGCUGUAUUGCUAUUAAUAUCCGAUUGGGAGCCGCCCAGUGUGGCUGGGAAAACUCAGCCUGAUGGGCGGGUCAUAAGUGAUAAAUUAUUAUUAUAUUAUUAUUAUUAUUAUUAUUAUUAAUGGGCUUGUAUUCCACCUCCUGUUUUCCCAGCGGGAUUUUGAUUUAACUAGGGCGACGGGGAGCCUCUGCUGUCCGAGAGGAGGACAACAAAAGCAUCCCUUGUUUGCGACACAUUCUUGCCCUCGUUUCGAGAGGGAAAUCGAGCAUGGAGCAGCCCCGAGAGGGAUGGAAUUUCUCUCCCGGUUGCAAACAACAACAGAUUCUUGUUCGAGGUUUGCCUGGCUGAAGGCCCGCAGGAGCCCAACGAGGUCCCUUUUCGGAGAGAAUUGCUUUUCUGUAUCUUCUUUGAGCUCUCUGCUUCCUCACUCUUGGGCUGGAAAAGGUUCCCUGUCCCUGGCAGAAGCAAAAUACAGAUCCAGUUCGUCUUCAAAGGCAAACCCAUCGAAUUUGCGUUUCCCGGAGCGAAACGAGAACCAAAAUAUAUAGGUGGAAUAUGCCUGUGUAAAAGAAUGUCAAAAUAUCAAUCGGCUGGCAGGUUUCGACUGAGUUUCUCGUUUAUAAAUCGGAUAACUUUAUAAAAUUUAAAGUUAAGCCGAACAACAUGGAGGAAACAAAACUAAGUGCAGAAUCCAAUUCGGGAACUCAAUGCGAAGAUCAGAGGUCACGUUAAAUUCAAUUAUAAAAUGAUGUUUUAUCAAUUCAAUUUGUAAAAUUUAUAAAUUCAAUUAUAAAAUGAUGAAGUAUCAAUGAAGGAACGAAUGACUGUUUAUUUUUAUUUUGUCUUCAACAUCUAUUGAGUAUUUCCGUUCUACAGUUUCAAAACCAAUAAAGCAUUAAAAAGAGAGAGAAAUGAAAUACGGCCGUGCUUGGAUUUUGCGACACAGUUCUGCAACCGACCGAUGUUUGCAAAAAAAAAAAAAAUAUGCACAGCACAUGUACGUCAGGGGAAAUAACAUACCCAAACUGCUUUGUAUUGCAGGGGCAAAUCCUGUUGUAGUUUGAAAAAUUCAUAAAUAAAAGCUUUUUUUUUAAUAAUAAUAAUAAGGAAAAAGUAACCGCCUUCCCCGUCUCAUGGCCAAGAGGGGAAUAAGAUCACUGUAUAAAUAAUCCAUAGUAACGUACGAAAACAUAUACAGAACAGAUAGUGAACAAUAUACAUAGAUGGAUGGAUAGAUAGAUGAUAGAUAGAUAGAUAGAUAGAUAAUAGAUGGAUAGAUAGAUGAUAGAUAGAUAGAUAGAUAGAUAGAUAGAUAGAUAGAUAGAUAGAUGAUAGAUAGAUACACACCUACCCACUGUGUUUCAGUUCUUUUCUUCCAAUUGACUUCCUUCAUCCUCAACACGGUUCUCUUUUCAUUUUUGGUAAACUGUCUCCUUCUUCGUUCGUUAUUUCCCCCUUUUUCUUACCAUUUUUAAUUUAAGUACCAUAAAUUAUCUCCCAGAAGUGAAUCGAAACAAGCCCAAGUAUUAAUUUGAGGGCACUGCUUUUUAAGGUUUUCCCACUUAAAAAAUAAUAUAUAUAUUAUUUUUGCUUGUACUGGCCCCUAAUUGCCUCUGUCAGCCUGGCCAAUUCAAUAUAGUCAAAUUGUCUUGCCGUUCAUUCAUUUAUUUAUUUUUGUCGGUAUUAUUUCUUUCCCCCCUGGUUUUGUGCAGUUUGUGUUCUCGCAGCCCCUGUCGCAUAAAGGAAUCUUUUCUGAUUUUCUCUGGCUAUAUCUGUGUCUAGUAUCCCAAAUUUUGGGGCUGCCACUCAACUUUUUCUCUUCCCCCCUGCGAUUUCAGGAGAAGAGGAAGCGCCAAGCCGAGAUCGAAAACAAGAGGCGGCAGCUGGAAGACGACCGGCGUCAGUUGCAACACUUAAAGGUAGGGAGAGCUGCCGGCCUGUGGCUGGAAGGAAUUAGGAUCUGAACCCGCUCCCCAAAAAAUCAGGGGGGGGGGAGGCACUCACUGUUUGCCAGAAGUUGCUUAAGGUCAUGCAGAGACAUUCGGCAACUGAGGUUAUGCUAAAUAAUGCUUUAAAUAAAUUUAAAAAGCAACAAUAGCAACGAUAACCCAGAUGACCCCUUGGGGUCCCUUCCAAGUUGUACGACUCUACGAUUCUUCCCUUUGCCUCUUCGUUGCCUCCAGUCAAAGACCUUGAGGGAAAGAUGGUUGCUGGAAGGAGCCCCUUCGUCGACGGCCGAGGAAGGUGACGCCUUGAAAAAGCAGAUGCAGGAGGACGACUUGAAGGCCAAGGAGCUGGAAGAAAGCAUCCAGAGGUAAGGGCUCAGGUGUGUUAUUGGCCGAGGGAGCCAGCGUCCAGCUUCCGGGUCAUGUGGCCAGCAGGACUAAGCCGCUUCUGGCGAACCAGAGCAGCGCAUGGAAACGCUGUUUACCUUCCCGCUGGAGUGGUACCUAUUUAUCUACUUGCACUUUGAUGUGCUUUCGAACUGCUAGGUUGGCAGGAGCAGGGACCGAGCAACGUGAGCUCACCCCGUCAUUGCGGGGAUUCGAACCGCCAACCUUCUGAUCGGCAAGUCCUGGGCUCUGUGGUUUAACCCACAGUGCCACCUGCGUCCCUUGGGUACCUUAAAAUUCCUGUAACAGGGAGUUGGAUAAUUUCGAUGACAGAUGAUGAUGAAUCCUGAUGAGUUCGUUGCACAGUUUAUAAAGCAAAGGGGAGAGAGAGAGAGAGAGAGAGAGAUGCGUUCGCUGCCUUUAGAAGUUGCAGGAGAUACAAGACUCACAUAUGUGGCUUAGGGCCCUUGUAUUUAUGGAACCGCGUCUCCUGGUCUGCCCCGCAGAGGACCUUAAGUUCCAUAAAUAACCAUAGUUUAGAGGUCCCGGGUCCUAAGGAAGUCAGACUAUCCUCUACCAGGGCCUUUUCAGUGGUGGCUCCGACCUGGUGGAAUGCUCUGUCCCAUGAGACCAGGGCCCUGCAGGAUUUAACCUCCUUCCGCAGGGCCUGUAAGACAGAGCUAUUCCGCCUGGCUUUCAAUUUGAAUUCAGCCUGAUCUUUUAUUUCCCUUCCCUUCCCUCCCCUUCUAUGAAGAUCACCCGCUCUGAGACCCCACAGCUAAUUCUCCCCUGACCUCCUCACUGGCCCAAGUAGGACCAAUUCAGCCAGCUAGCCCUGGGGAUUAUCUAAGGCUUAUUUCCCCUAAAUCAAUUUUCGAAUUUUAUUGUUAUUCAUGUUUUUAUACUGUAUCUUAUGCUGCUUUUUACAAUUAAGUGUUUUAAAUUUCUUGUUAGCCGCCCUUAGCCCGGUUUUUGAACCGGGAAGGGCGGUGUAUAAAUAAAAAAAUAUUAUUAUUAUAUGCCGGCCACUGCAUUGAUGUGUUUCAUACGGCAGACUCCUCUGGGGGAAACAGCCUCUCCUCCAGAACAGAGCGUCACUGGCAAGGCUUCGAUGUCUCUGUUCCAGGCUGCACCUCUCCCUUUGGCAAGGGCUGAACCGCGGUCCGCAUUUGGGGAGGCCAAAAGAAAGGGAGAGGUUUAGAGAGGGUUAUGCAAACCGAGGAAACCGUCUUCUUCCAGGGAUGAGCAUUCAUUCCCCUCCCUCCAGAGCCCCUCUCUUCCCUUCUCCUGCUCUAAAGGGAUCCGGGCAGGCAGCGGAUGCAAAAGCCAUCUCUGCUUUCCAAUUAAGAGACAGCUGGUAGCUGUUCCUGCCUCCGGGUCUCCCGGGCGAGAAAAUCCCAUUGUUGAGUCUUUUCAAAGUUUGCACGGGGAUGAAACGGACCUGGCGGUAGCCCCAGCCAGAAGCGGAUCUCUGCAAAGUUUGCUUUUCGGUCUGGAGGAAAGGCAUGUUCGUGGAGUCAUAGAAUUAAAUAAUAAUAAUAUUCACACCCCUCCCAUCUGGCUGGGUUUCCCCAGCCACUCUGGGCGGCUCCCAACAGAAUAUUAAAAUUAGAAUAAAACAUUAAAAGCUUCCCUAUACAGGGCUGCCCUCAGAUGUCUUCUAAAAGUCAGAGAGUUGUUUAUUUCCUUGGCAUCUGAUGGGAGGGAGUUCCACAGGGCAGGCGCCACCACCGAGAAGGCCCUCUGCCUGGUUCCCUGUAGCUUCACUUCUCGCAGGGAGGGAACCGCCAGAAGGCCCUCGGGAGAGGGACCCCGGUGUCCGGGGUGGAGACGCUCCUUCAGGUCUACUGGGCCAUUUAGGGUUUUCAAGGUCAGCACCAACCCUUUGAAUUGUGCUCGGAAACGUCCUGGGAACCAAUGGAGGUCUUUCAGGACCUGUGUUAGUCUCCACUCCCUUCCAAUGCCGUUUCCCUCUUCCAGGUUGGAGAAGGAGCUGGAGCAACUGGAAAACGGGAUCUCAGCGUCGUCCACCAAAGAGAACAUGGCUGAAGAGACGCGGGCGGGGGGCAAGGAGGACAAGGCACCCCGCACACCGAAGGUAAGAAGCCGUCCUUCUCUUCCCCCCCCCCUCAGCCUGAGAAUAUAUUUAUUAUUAUUACUAUUAAUAAUAUUAAUAUUAGUGUUGGAAGCUGCCCAGAGUGGCUGGGGCAGGUGGAUAGAUAGAUAGAUGAUAGAUAGAUAGAUAGAUGAUAGAUAGAUAGAUAUAGAUAGAUAGAUAGAUAGAUAGAUAGAUGUAAACUGCUUAAUUUAUUAUUUGCUGAUGUUUAAUUUCACUUUAUACUAUGGGAUCCUAAUGGAUUAUUGAAUAUUGCUUUAUUUGAUAUGAGCUGUCUAUUGUGACUUUUUAUAUUGGGUCAGAUUGUUGCUAUAAAUGCUUGAUGUUUUUACUACUACUACUACUACUACUACUACUACUACAACUACAACUAUGUGUGUUGGAAGCCGCCCAGAGUGGCUGGGGCAGGUAUAAAUCUAUUUAUAUAUAAAAAAUCUCAGCCUGGCCUGCCCCUCAGGGUUAUGUGACCUAGGCCACCUCAAAUUCAGAAGAUGGUGCUGGUCUGGCUCCCGUGUUUUUAAACUUUGAUAUACUCCAUUUAAAUAUAUUUUCUCCCCCUCCUCUUAAUGUCUGCUUUCUUUUUCCACAGACUCCUCUAGGCUCGGCCAAAGGUAGGUACCUUUGUUUGUUUCUUUCUUUGUUUGCAUCUAUAUCCCACAUUUUCCUCCAAGCUGAACGUGAGCCAACGGCGUGUUGCAGCAGCAAAAAAGUCUAGUGCUAUUCUAGGCUGCAUCCACAAAAGUCCAGUGUCCAGAUCAAGAGUCCCUCUCGAUUCCGGCUUGGUCAGACCACAGCUAGAAUCCCGUGUCUGGUUCUGGGCACCACAAUUUAAGGAUAUUGACAAGGUGGAAAGUGGACAAGAUGAUCAAGGCGUCUGGGAACCGAGCCGGAUGAGGAAUGGUCGAAGGAGCUGGGGAUGUUUAGCCUUGGAAAGAGGAGGGAUAGGAGAGCCAUCUUCUGAUAUCUCGAGGGCUGUCCCAUGGGAGAGUGUACAUGCGUGCUUCUUUUCUCCUGCUCUGCAGGGCAGAACUCGAACCCGUGACUUCCUUAGAGGGCCACUGGGGCGGAGGUCCUCUACCCCCGUUUUUAAAUCCCGGUUGGAUUUCAAAAAGGAGCUACAGCCGUACCUCCCCUUACGUACCGGGGAGGCGAACGCAGCAAACCCGGAAGUAUUUUUCUGGGUUUCUUCGCUGCCGCGCAUGCAUGAGCAGAAGCGCUAAACCUCUUAUUUUUUUUAAUGGAACCCCUUCUAUAGGAUCCUGCAUAUACAUUUUCCCUCGGCCCUUUUGCUGGCCCGUGUAGGACCAGCAGGGAUAGCUGGCCCUGGUGAAUAUUCGACGUCUCCUCUCCUUACGGUCUUGAUUUAUGGGCCGCCAGUAAAACGAGGCUGCAUUUUAAGCCGUAUUUUAAUCAAUUGCGGGGAGUUGUUUUGUUUUUUUCAACUAUAUUUUAUAUUUGGUGUUAGGUGCCCUGAGCCCGGUCUUGGCUGGGGAGGGCAGGGUAUAAAUAAAAAAUUAUUAUUAUUAUUAUUUAUUAUAAACCACACCUCGCACAUGCGCAGAAGCCCCGCCUCUGUAUGACAUCAGAGCAGGGAGCAGUGCAUUGUCCUGCUGUGAUGCUAGGUUGGUAACGCCAAGGUUGCGGGUUCGAGUCCCUGCCUCGUGGGGGGUUGGACUGGAUGACCUUCAGGGGUCCCUUCCGACAGUUCUGUGAUUCUAACUCCCUCCCCACCCUUCUCCUCCUUGCCCCCCAAGUGGAAAACAGAGCCUCCAACAGCCCUUUAAAAGUGGUGGAAGGCGGUGGGAUGAUGAAGGCAGGUAGGUCGGAUCGUGGCCUCUUGCUCUUACGGGCGCACUAAUCCUUUAAGCUCUUGGGCCCCCCCAAAAAUGGGGCGGCCGGGGGGACGACGGCAAGCCCCUCUGCCUGACUGUAGCGGCAUGCUGCUUUCGCCUGCUUUCGCCGGGAGUGGGGUGGGGUGGCCUAACUAUCUCGGGGGAAGCCCCUGUGUUUUUGGGGGGGCAAACCCCACAUGGCUUAAUUGGUGAUGGGUUAGAGUGGGGCCGGAUUUACGUAUAAGCUAAACAAGCUCUAUCUUAGGGCUCCACUGGAUGUACAUUUCCAAAAUAUUAUCUAUCUAUCUAUCUAUCAUCUAUCUAUCUAUGCCAGUGUCGGAUUUACGUAUAAGCUAAACAAGCUCUCGCUUAAGGCCACACUCUCUUGGGGGCCGCCAAAAGAUUUAAAGGAAAAAACCAACUGGAUGUACAUUUCCAAAAUAUAAGAUAAAAAACAAAUAAAAUAAAACCUACAAACAGCAACAGUGUUUUGUGUGAUGUAGGCUCCUGUGAUGUAACGUGUUUUUCGCUCUAUAUGACGCACCCGACCAUAAGACGCACCUAGUUUUUGGAGGAGGAAAACAAGAAAAAAAAUAUUUUGAAUCCCACAAGCAUGAAAAGCAAGAGGGAUCGCUGCACAGCAAUCUCUCUUUCUCUCCUGGCUUCAGCGAUAGCUGCGCAGCCUGCAUUCGCUACAUAAGAUGCACACACAUUUCCCUUACUUUGUAGGAGGGGGAAAGGGCAUAUUAUAGAGUGAAAAUCCUGCCAACCUAGCAGUUCGAAAGCACGUCAAAGUGCAAGUAGAUAAAUAGGUACCACUCCGGCGGGAAGGUAAACGGCCACGACUGGACCUAAUGGUCAGGGGUCCCUUUACCUAUAGAGCGAAAAAUACGGUAAGUCAUAGGCCACGCCUGCUCGCCUGCUCCCAUAAAUAUCCCUGGUUUGCUCCUUUCUAUAUAUAGGGUGCCUACAUUCUGCAUGGACUGGUUGCAGGGCAACAUGCACAAAUGGCUUGAGAUACCUAUGAGGUCCGUAAAUGACAAUAUAGCAUAUAUUCAACACAAAAAAACAGUGGCAAUGUGUUGUGGACAAAGGACAGCUGGACAUAUAAAGGGCCCCAUUACCUUCAGGAGCUGAGGGCCUCAUCCAACCUAAAUCCGGCCCUGGGUUAGAGAAUGCCGUGCUUAAACUCAAGACUGAAUCCUGCACUUGAGAAUUGCUGCGUCAAUUUCCCCCUCCUUCUUGAUUCCAGGCUAGUGCUCUCUCUCCUUCUAUAUAUAUAAUUUUAUUUUAUUUGUACCCAGUCCACUUUGGGCAGCGUCCAGCGUACGCGAAACCAUUAUAAAACAUUAAACAUUAAAAACUUCCCCUAUGCAAAUCUCUCUCUCUCUCCCUCCGGUUGCAUACGAAAUUAUUCCACCCUCGGUGCAUAUCAGGACCGUUAUCCAAAUUUUACAGGCUUUUUCGGCUGUUCGCGCUGAGCAAAUUGAACCGGCUGUUGCAUUUUCAGCUGAAUUUGGGGGGACCACCUGAACCCCCAAAAAAAGGUUCUUCAUUUGCCCUCGUCUUACAGUUCUUAAAAAUUCCCGUUCCCAAUCCGCCCAGCACAGAUCUUGCAACAUAACUCUUCCCUUUGUGCUUGAACCGAAUGUGUGAGCAGCAGUGCCUCUGAGAAAGUGCAGAGUGCUUUUCUUCACUGCCGUCGCUGUGGGGGGGUGACGUUUGGCAUGGCAAAGGGGAGAAUGGAACGUGGUCUCCCCAGAUUCAGUCCACAAUUCCUCCUCUCGCUCUCUCCAAAUAAACAAACAAUACCGGGAAGAGCUAAUCGCAGGAUCUAAUUGGAAAAUUUUGUGAAUAAAUAGAUUUGCAUUUGUUCUAAUUGCGGGAAAUAAUUGGGUUCUUAAAAAUGAAUUAAUUAAACAAACAGAUUUGCAUCCGUUUCGCUCCGGCGGCAGAAACCAAACUCCACAGCUCAAGAUGAAAUCAAUUUGCGUUAUUUCAGCCUCGCAGGGGAAUCGAAGGGGGGAAGAGUUAGAUAAGCGCUAACGCAUUCUAGGUUAGAGGAAAUGACAUUACGGGAGACGAAAUGCGCUGGGUGAUAUUCUAACGCCGAGGUUUAAUUGGCAGCUUCGGAGGAAGAGAUCUGCGUUCUUUAAUUGCGACUGCAGAACUUAAUGGUUUUGUUUGUUUUGAAUGGAUAAAAGAGUUGACGAAUGGAUUUCACCGAGAAUUUACUGACUCAAGGCGGGGAGUUGUACCCUACCUAGAGUAGACCUAUUUAUACGAACGAGCCGAAGUACAUCAUGCUGGGUGUCUACUCUGAGUAGUAGGGCGGAGGUUGGAUAAAGCCCAUUUUCACUGGAGAAGUAUUGGAGGAGACAUCUUUUUUUCACGGAAGAAACGUUGGAGGGGAUGGAAUAGGUCGUCCCUCUUUUCACGGGAGAAACGUUGGAGGGGAUGGAAUAGGACGUCCCUAUUUUCAGGGGAGAAACGUUGGAGGGGAUGGAAUAGGACGUCCCUAUUUUCAGGGGAGAAACGUUGGAGGGGAUGGAAUAGGACGUCCCUAUUUUCAGGGGAGAAACGUUGGAGGGAUGGAAUAGGACGUCCCUAUUUUCAGGGAGAAACGUUGGAGGGAUGGAAUAGGACGUCCCUAUUUUCAGGGGAGAAAUGUUGGAGGGUAUGGAAUAGGACGUCCCUAUUUUCACGGGAGAAACGUUGGAGGGGAUGGAAUAGGACGUCCCUAUUUUCAGGGGAGAAACGUUGGAGGGGAUGGAAUAGGACGUCCCUAUUUUAAGGGGAGAAACGUUGGAGGGGAUGGAAUAGGACGUCCCUAUUUUCAGGGGAGAAACGUUGGAGGGGAUGGAAUAGGAUGUCCCUAUUUUCAGGGGAGAAACGUUGGAGGGGAUAGAAUGGGACGUCCCUAUUUUCAGGGGAGAAAUGUUGGAGGGGAUGGAAUAGGACGUCCCUAUUUUCAUUGGAGAAACGUUGGAGGGGAUGGAAUAGGACGUCCCUAUUUUCAUUGGAGAAACGUUGGAGGGGAUAGAAUGGGACGUCCCUAUUUUCAUUGGAGAAACGUUGGAGGGGAUGGAAUAGGACGUCCCUAUUUUCAGGGGAGAAACGUUGGAGGGGAUGGAAUAGGACGUCCCUAUUUCCAGGGGAGAAACGUUGGAGGGGAUGGAAUAGGACGUCCCUAUUUUCAGGGGAGAAACGUUGGAGGGGAUGGAAUAGGACGUCCCUAUUUUCAUUGGAGAAACGUUGGAGGGGAUGGAAAAGGACGUCCCUCUUUUCAGGGGAGAAACGUUGGAGGGGAUGGAAUAGGACGUCCCUAUUUCCAGGGGAGAAAUGUUGGAGGGGAUGGAAUAGGACGUCCCUAUUUUCAGGGGGAAACGUUGGAGGGGAUGGAAUAGGACGUCCCUAUUUUCAGGGGAGAAACGUUGGAGGGGAUGGAAUAGGACGUCCCUAUUUUCAGGGGAGAAACGUUGGAGGGGAUGGAAUAGGACGUCCCUAUUUUCAGGGGAGAAACGUUGGAGGGGAUGGAAUAGGACGUCCCUAUUUUCAGGGGAGAAACGUUGGAGGGGAUGGAAUAGGAUGUCCCUCUUUUCAGGGGAGAAACGUUGGAGGGGAUGGAAUAGGACGUCCCUAUUUUCACGGGAGAAACGUUGGAGGGGAUGGAAUAGGACGCCCCUAUUUUCACGGGAGAAACGUUGGAGGGGAUGGAAUAGGACGUCCCUAUUUUCAGGGGAGAAACGUUGGAGGGGAUGGAAUAGGACGUCCCUAUUUUCAGGGGAGAAAUGUUGGAGGGGAUGGAAUAGGACGCCCCUCUUUUCAGGGGAGAAACGUUGGAGGGGAUGGAAUAGGAUGUCCCUCUUUUCAGGGGAGAAACGUCGGAGGGGACACCUCUGUGUUGGAAGGUCUAGGCUAUCAUUUGCAGCCAGCUCCUACCAGAGCGAAUUUUGCAAGCUGCAUUCGCCGUCCUCUUAAUAUAUAAAUGAAGAUGAGGAGUGAAAAUUUACUGGUCCACCUUGAGCCUCACGUUCCUCACUAGCCGGCUGGAGGGGGGCAGGUGAACCCAGAAACUUCAGGCCAGCCCUGGAGGUCUGGCAUUCUGAAUAUGGGCAGGGGGGUGGGAUUGGGGGUAAAGGAACGGGUUGUUGUUGUUGUUGUUUAGUCGUUUGGUCGUGUCCAACUCUUUGUGACCCCCUGGACCAGAGCACGCCAGGCCCUCCUGUCUUCCACUGCCUCCCCCAGUUUGGUCAAACUCAUGUUGGCCCCUUCGAGAACACUGUCCCACCAUCUCGUCCUCUGUCGUCCCCUUCUCCUUGUACCCUCCAUCUUUCCCAACAUCAGGGUCUUUUCCAGGGAGUCUCCUCUUCUCAUGAGGUGGCCAAAGUCUUGGAGCCUCAGCUUCAGGAUCUGUCCUUCCAGUGAGCACUCAGGGCUGAUUUCCUUCAGAAUGGAGAGGUUUGAUCUUCUUGCAGUCCAUGGGACUCUCCAGAGUCUCCUCCAGCACCAGAAUUCAAAAGCAUCCAUUCUUCGGCGAUCAGCCUUCUUGAUGGUCCAGCUCUCACUUCUAUACAUCACUACUGGGAAAACCAGAGCUUGAACUAUACGGACCUUUGUUGGCAAGGUGAUGUCUCUGCCAAUUUCAUUUCCUACCCAUUCCUUUUUUUUUUUUAAUGAACGGGUAGGAAAUGAAAUUGGCUGGUUCCUCCUUCCUGCCUUGCAUUCCUGAAUUGCCAGAGGUUUCAAAGGUCAGAGAAGACCUUUUGCAAGGUCGAAGCAUCCUAAAGGCAGCGGACCCCCCCUCCACAAAGAGGGCCAUUGCCCAUUAACCGCUGCAGAGUUGUCACGCGCCAAAUAAAAUAAAAUAAAAUAAGCCCUUUCAGCGAGGGGCUCGACUCGAUAGGUUUCCAUGCCGCAGGCUGAAAUGUCAUUUAUAUAACCGCGUUCGGUGCAAAUGCAAUUUGCUCCGUAAAGAUCGGGUACGGCGGAGAACAGAAGUAACGUUCUGGCCUCGCGUCGCACGUUUUGGAGCAAGUAUUAAGGCAUAUGUGUCGGUGCCCAGCUUUUUCAUUUUUUUUUACAAUAAUGUUUAUUAAGUUUCAUACAAACAAAACACAUAUUAUAAAAUAAAUGAAGCAAAAACACACACACGAAGAAAACAAAAAUAAAAAAGUGUAACAGCAAAAACAUAAGCAAUACAAGUUAGUUAAUUAAUUAGACUUCCAACCUCAUAAACAUAUUACUUGACUUCCUCCCGUCUGAAUUUCCUUGUAACUGAAUGUAGCAGUUUUCCAACAUCAUUAUUCCAAAAACAAUAUUCCAAUUAUAGUCAAAUUUCUUAACUUUUCUUCACAUUCUAAAUCUCGUUUAUUUAAUUAGCUCCUAAUUUAAACCUAGGCCUAUAUGGUACUUUCAGGUAGCUUCUAAUUUUUUAAUGUUACAAUAUUUAUUCAAAUAGUCUUUAAAUUUCUUCCAGUCUUCACAUCUGAAAAUUUUCCAACCUUAUCACUUAAUUUACAUUUCUUACUUUCACUGUUACCUUUAAAUAGUAUAACUAAUAUCUCUCUUCUUUCUCUUCUUUGCAAUAUUUCAUAGAGUUCUCCUUACAAAACUUCUUGUAGUCCUACUCACGUAAUUUGUUGAUUACAGUUCAAAUAAUUUGUAUAAUUCUUCCAAUCUUCUGUAAAUCUCUGCCAAACGUAAUCCGUUCCGGAAGUCCGUUUGACUUCCAAAAUGUUCAAAAACCAAGGCGCGGCUUCUUCUUCUUCUUUAAUCCAAGUCCUUCAUUAUGAAAAUUAAUACAGCUUGCACAAAAUUCAGUGGCUUCUGAUUGGAGCAGGUGCCCCGGAAACAAACGCCGACAGCCGCACCGGACGUUCAGCUUCCGAAAAACGUUCGGAAACCGGAACACCCGCUUCCGGGGUUUCGGCGUUUGGGAAACAAGGUACUGCUGUAUGUGUGUGUUUAUAUAUAUAUAUAUAUGGACGCGGGUGGUGCUGUGGGUUAAACCACUGAGCCUAGGACUUGCUGAUCAGUAGGUCGGCGGUUCGAAUCCCCGCAAUGACGGGGUGAGCUCCCGUUGCUCGGUCCCUGCUCCUGCCCACCUAGCAGUUCGAAAGCACCUCAAAGUGCAAGUAGAUAAAUAGGUACCGCUCUGGUGGGAAGGUGAACGGCGUUUCCGUGCGCUGCUCUGGUUUGCCAGAAGCGGCUUAGUCAUGCUGGCCACAUGACCCGGAAGCCGUAAGCCGGCUCCCUCGGCCAAUAAAGCUAGAUGAGCGCCGCAACCCCAGAGUCGGCCACGACUGGACCUAAUGGUCAGGGGUCCCUUUACCUUUACUAUAUAUAUAUAUAUAUAUAUAUAUAUACACUUCCUCACUAGGUGCAGUCCAACAGAUGAAGCCCCACAGGCGCCAAUGGGAAUUAACCCACACGAAGCAGGGAAGGGCUGCUUUUUGCAGGCUGCGCUCGGCACUGUAGACAAGAGGCUCCCUUUCUCCUUACGGGGACGGACGGACCCUGCGCACCGCUUUCUAACCGCACCCCUUGCACUUUGGAGCUUGCCCCCUCUGCACCCGCUUCGCGGCCUCACGCCUUGCUCGUGCGACGCACGCCUUGCUUUCCAGUGGGAGUCGGGGCCCCGGGAGCUGCGGUGGGGCGGCAGGGCUUCACUCUCCUGUUUGCCCCCCAGCUAUGUACUCUGUGGAGAUCACGGUGGAGAAGGACAAACUGACGGGCGAGACCAAGGUCCUGUCCAGCACCACCAGGCUGCCCAAAGACCGCUCAGUUCAGGGGGUCAAGGUGUACGAGGACGAGAUGAAAGGUACGCGCCAGCGGAGGGCAGGGUCCGGAAAACGGUGCCUGGGAUGUCGUCGUUUUUGCCAUCUCUGCAAACUCACAAAUCUUAAUUUGAUGUUUUACGUUCGGCUGCAAGCCACGGAGAGGGGCCUCCCUUCCAACCCCGAAAUGCAACGCAGCGUAGAAACUAUUUGAAAUGAAAUGAAAUAAAUAGGUUCCCCUAGCUUGAGCAGAUAUCUGCUCCUAUCAUGCCACGGGGCGCUGCGUAACGCAGGAAGUAACGCAGAAAUGGGGAUACUGUGAGCCUCUGGAUGUUGCAAGGCUCCGGCUCCCAUCGUCUGUGACCAUUGGCCAUGCUGGCCGCUGGGAGUGGGAGCUUGUCAAUGUAUUAUUGUCAUUGUAUUGCAUUGCAAAGGGGGUUGGUCUAGAUGACCGCUGGGUGUCCCUGCCAAUCUGCGAUUCUACGGUUCUUUUGAUUCCAGAGAAGUCAAUGGGUUUACUCCAAGGUAAGUGACGGAAAGAUCGCAACUUCUGAUGGUCCUUGCAGAGGCAAUAAUAAUAAUAAUGAUAUUUAUACCCCGCCCAUCUGGCUGGGUCUCCCCAGCCAUACUGGGCGGCUUCCAGCGGAAUAUGAAAAUACAACGAUUCAUCAAAUAUUAGAAGCUUCCCUAAACAGGGCUGCCUUCAGAUGUUAUCUAAAGGUCAAGUAGUUGUUUGUUUAUCUCCUUGACAUCUGGCGGGAGGGCGUUCCACGGGGCGGGCACCACCACCGAGAAGGCCCUCUGCCUGGUUCCCUGUAACCUCGCUUCUCGCAGGGAGGGAACCGCCAGAAGGCCCUCGGGAGAGGGACCCCGGUGUCCGGGGUGGAGACACUCCUUCAGGGAUUCUGGGCUGUUUAGGGCUUUCAAGGUCAGCACCAUCCUUUGAAUUGUGCUUGGAAAUGUCCUGGGAGCCAAUGUAGGUCUUUCAAGACCGGUGUUAUAUGGUCUCCACUCCCAGUCCCCAGUCCAGCGGCCACAUUCUGGAUUAGUUGCAGUUUCUGGGUCACCUUCAAAGGGAGCCCCACGGAGAGCGCAUGGCAGUAGUCCAAGCGGGAGAUGACCAGAGCAUGCACCGCUCUGGCCAGACAGUCCGUGGGCAGGGACUGAACAUGAGUCGUUCUGCCCGCUGAUGAAACACUCUUAACCACUGAGCAUGGUUCCAGGUCGGGGCUCAAGGCUUUUUCUCUCUGUCUCUUUUCUUGCAGUGGUGCACGCGGUCCGCGUCGAAGACGGGGCGCUGGAGAACGGCUUGCAGCAGCUCAGCUCCUCCGAGGUGGAUGAGCUCAUCCACAAGGCCGACGAGGUGACCCUGAGCGAAGCUUCGGAGGCGGCCAAGGAGCCCCGCAGCAACCCGCCGAGCCAGAAGGCGACCCCGAGGAAGGAGAUCACUGGCGUGCAGGCAAAGCCGGUGGAAACUCCAAAGUUGAUGCCGGCCGGCCAAGGCCCCGAACCCAGCGAGGAAAAGCCGGUCACCAUGAUCUUCAUGGGCUACCAGAACGUGGAGGAUGAGGACGAGACCAAGAAGGUCCUGGGUCUCGAGGGCACCAUCCGGGCGGAGCUGGUGGUGAUUGAGGAUGCCGAAAACAAGGCAGCGUCGGCGACAGGGAAGGAUCACGCCCCUCCGAACGGCAGCGCGGUGGCCGCGUCCGUCCCCCAGAAGGUGGAGAAUCAAGCCGGGGAGCCGCCAGCAGCCAACAGCACCGACCCCAAAGACGCAGAGCAAGAUCUCGACGCCAAGAAACAGCGCUGCAAAUGUUGUUCGGUGAUGUAAGACGCCCCCCCUCGACUCUACAGCCAAUCAGGACUGCCUUCUCUCCCCUCCCUCUCCCCCACCUCUUCCACAAACUCCUAGGUUUAUUGUGGUUGGUUUUUUUUAAUUUUUAAUUAACAAGACAUGCAGUUCCCGCCGCUCCCAGAGGUUUUGUUUUUCUGUUCCCUUUAAGUGACUGGGGAAAUAUUAUAAUGCAAGAGUUGGUGGCGGCGGCUGGUGUCUGACGCCCAGCGAUGGCCCUGCUACAUCCCGUUUCAUCUCGGUUCGCUUUUUCGUAAGCUGAACAGAUGCGAAAUAUAUUUAUUAGACGCUGUUGUCCUCUCCCCGCCGCUCCCUUGCUCCGAAGCAGAAUCAAUCGGGAAACCUUAAACCGCUGUGGCCAAAGUUUCUUGGACUCACGCUCAACCGAAUAUGAAAGAAAGGGAAUCGGGUGCGUUUCGGUAUUUCCGCCGCUUCGGAACGAACCGGCACGAUUUCCGCCAACGGACUUUCCUUCCGGAGAAGGAAAUUUAACAUCGAUUAAGGAGACUCUUCGUUCUUGCGCUUCUGGGGACCUUUGCAAAUUCGCCGGCCUUCGAAGAUCGCUUCCUGGGAUCUCCGAGAACGUCACUGGCCAGGUUUCUCAUGCCAACGAAAGAAUCCGGCUUGGUAAAACCUAGUUUUGCACACACACACCCUGCCCUGCUGACGUUUAAAAAGACGGUGUUUGGGGUGGGUGGGAGACCAGGGUGACGGGAAUCGGCUGUGGUCCGAGAGCAAACGUCCGGACACUGGGCUUGGCGAUCUGCUCCGUCGGCGAGACAAUCCCAUUCUCCGCGGCUUCGUGGGAAAGCGUCAUGCGAGUCCCGGAAGAAGUUUUGGGGAGAUUGCGAUGGUCGGACCUUGACAGCUCUGAGACCGUCGGUGUUGACGUGGCUUCGUUUUCCCUCCUUAAUUCUUCGACGGUUACCUCUCCGGCUUGUAAAAACUGUAGGACUGACCGGCGGUUCCGAACCGAAACCCGGUCGGGAGGAAAAAUACAGGAGAGGCUGGUUGGUUCGAGCAAAAUGGGGGCACCGACCUGCCACGUUUGGUGGGUCCUCAGCCAACCUUCUCUCACUGCAACCAGACCCUCAGGUGGUGACCCUGACUGCCAAUUCCCUCUCAUUCUCAGUGUUGCCCCUUGUUGAGAAACUAGGAGGUCGGGUGGCCACCUGCCACGAAUGCUUUAGCUGAGAUUCCUCUAUUUUGUGGGUGGGGUUUGGGCGAGAGAACCCUGUGGGGUCAUUUCCAACUCUAUGAUCCUGUGAGUUGGCUCCUCUGGCGCCACCUGCUGACAUCCUCCCGCCUCGCAGACCCAAAUUGCCCUGGCGACUACCGCUGGCAAAAGAUACUUACUCGCUUAGGUGAGAGUCGGCAAGCGAAGCCGAGAGAGCCAGCUGGGAGGGCCUGAUCCGUCCCAAUGAUUAGCAUGGCUGCAGAAGGCUCAGACAAGGGGGCGAGGCAGCCGGGCAGCUCUAGCUAGGCCGGGGAAGCCGGACAGGUGUGGACAGAGCAGGUGAGCUGACUGAGGAGCAGGGGCAGAAAGGAUUUAGAUUAGGGAGGUGGGCUUCUGGAGAUUCCUGGCGCCUCUGACCAUUGGGCAUGCCAGCCACCUCUGAGGCUGAUGGGAAGCGGAGUCUACUGCAAACUUUUGCUGGUCCAAGGGGCUUGUCAUUCCACUGCCCACCCGCCCCCCCCCCUUGCCAAAUUUGAAGUGCCAAAGCAGCCAGGGCUUAGGGCGUGUCGCUUGGGUUUCACGGGCCUACAGAACAGGGUUCCUGCCUUCCCCAGCCACAAAAACUGAGACCUGGGGUGCUUUUAUGCAGGCAGCUACAGCUCAACCUCCUGGUCCCUACGGGGUGAUCAACCACCCUCUUCGCAAUCACAGAGCGGCCCGCCUAACAGGGGUGUCGCUGGGUGCUCUGAAAGGUGCACACCGGGCAAAAUUGUACCAGAUUUACGUCGGUCGGUAUAUAUGUGUUUGGACCAGUGUUUCCCCUCGUCAGUCAAUUGCUUACUCUGUCCAUCAGCAGCCUCUUCCUGCUCUUCUGCCCGUCACAAGCCCUGGCACAACCUACUGGAAGGUUCCCAGCCUCCCGCAGCCACCUGUCCCAAUGGCCAGCGGUGGCCGCUGUGCCCAAAUCCGCUUCUGCCUCCCCAGCUAUGCAGAGACGUAUUAAGCGCUAGCAGCUUUUCCUGAAUUUGCAUCUGCAAAGUUCAUCCCAACCCGCGUCUCCUUUCUGUGCCCCCUUUGUGAUGCGUGGAAGGCCACCCUCUGUUGACCCACUUGGUCCACGCUGGCAUAAGGAAGUGCCUUGAGGGAUCCCCAACCUGCUCAUCUCAUGUCCCCCAACGUUUCUCCCCUGAAAAUAGGGACGUCCUAUUCCAUCCCCUCCAACGUUUCUCCCCUGAAAAGAGGGACGUCCUAUUCCAUCCCCUCCAACGUUUCUCCCCUGAAAAUAGGGACGUCCUAUUCCAUCCCCUCCAAUGUUUCUCCCAUUAAAAUGGGAUGUCCUAUUCCAUCCCCUCCAACGUUUCUCCCCUGAAAAUAGGGACGUCCUAUUCCAUCCCCUCCAACGUUUCUCCCCUGAAAAUAGCGACGUCCUAUUCCAUCCCCUCCAACGUUUCUCCCCUGAAAAUAGGGACGUCCUAUUCCAUCCCCUCCAACGUUUCUCCCCUGAAAAUAGGGACGUCCUAUUCCAUCCCCUCCAAUGUUUCUCCCAUUAAAAUGGGACGUCCUAUUCCAUCCCCUCCAACGUUUCUCCCCUGAAAAUAGGGACAUCCGAUGUUCUAUGUUUUAUUAUGUUUUUUUAUAUGUUGGAAGCUGCCCGGAGUCAGAAGGGUGGGGUAUAAAUGAUAAAAUCAUCAUCAUCAACAUCAUUUUUAUUAUGAAAUAGGACCUCCCUAUUUUCACCGGAGAAAGGGUGGAGGGGAUGUAGGUCCAUCUAGGCACACAACUCCUCACAUCUGUUAUAUCACUGUUUCCAACAUGGCGGCUCCAAAAUGGGAACAGGAAGUGGGGCAGUGUCUCUCCCUUCCGUUCCCCCCUCUCUAGGGUUGGAAGACGAUGUUGUCUUGACAGGGGUUGCCUCUCAAAUUUCCACAGACCAAGCCAGUUUUUUGGGGGUGGGGAGGCUGGCGAGAGCAAAGGAGGUUCCCCCAAAACCAGUGCUUAUUGAAAAUAUUGAGGAGGAAAAGUUGAGCCGAGAUAACUAAUUGGGCCCUAAGAUGCUUGCAAGAUUGCGCUCAGAAGUUAGGACAAUGCCAAGCUUAUAAACCGGUGUGGGAUUGUUGCAUUUACUGCGCGAUCAAAGAAUAAAUCGGUGGAUGGUAGGAGAUGCUGGGAAGUCGGGGAGUCGAGGACUGCGCUUUGAAGAGUGUAGAGAGAGGGAAUUGAGCAGAUUCCGGGAAUCCCUUGGGAUUCCCCUUAUUCCGAAUAGGAUUCCUCGCAAGAAAAGGGAAACGUUGACAGCUAUGCCUUGGGUCAAUGGAGUUUGGAUCCACCAGGCAGAGGUGAGCAGGCCCACACAUUCCCCCAUUUCGUUAUGGGGAGCUGAAGAAUGGGGGGCAGAAGGGGAGAAUUUGACACCCCACAAAAAAAAUUCCGAAACAACAUUGGGGAGGUGGGUGCCAAGACCUCCCCAAACGUCUGAUCCGAUGGGCUUUAUUUUUCUGGGUUGUUUUUGGCCUGGGACCCCAAAUUCCGUUGUCCUGACCAGGAAGUUGACCCCCUCUUAGAACGUUUGCCCUCCCCAAGCCUGGCUUUUAGGGCUGGAGCAGGUGGAGGAGACCAGAUAGGAACUGCUCUCCUGCCUUCUCAAACGGGCGCCGGACAUUUAACGCCGCCGCCGUGUCCUUGCUGGACGUGGGGCAUCGUCCCCGCUGUCCCCCGCCCUUAGCCACCCUUAUCAGGGAGGAGACCAGGGCAGCUGGAUGUCUCUACCAUGCCACUGGCCAGCCAGCCUCUUCUGUCCUCGGUGCCACCCGAACAGCCAAAUGGCCGCCAUUCGGAGAAAUAUAUGUGGCGAGAACCUGGAUUUAUUUGAAGACCACGGGAGGGAACAGUCAAGCAGCACGAAUUUGAGUGAGGGUACCAUCAAACGCGGGACGCGGGUAGUGCUGUGGGUUAAACCACAGAGCCUAGGACUUGCUGAUCGGAAGGUCGGCGGUUCGAAUCCCCGCAAUGACGGGGUGAGCUCCCGUUGCUCGGUCCCUGCUCCUGCCCACCUAGCAGUUCGAAAGCAUGUCAAAGUGCAAGUAGAUAAAUAGGUACCGCUCCGGCGGGAAGGUAAACGGCGUUUCCGUGCGCUGCUCUGGUUCGCCAGAAGCGGCUUAGUCCUGCUGGCCACAUGACCCGGAAGCUGUACGGCGGCUCCCUUGGCCAAUAAAGCGAGAUGAGCGCCGCAACCCCAGAGUCGGCCACGACUGGACCUAAUGGUCAGGGGUCCCUUUACCUUACCAUCAGGUUCUCCGGAGAUGUCACGUCUGGUGCGUCCACCCCCUUCGCUCGCUCCUCUGUCUCAUCUAGCGUGUAAGAUGUGGGGGUCCCCACUCCACCCCCCAAGCCCUCCUUCGUGCCCCCGGUCCUCUGUCGCAGAUCUGGCCCCCUCGGCUUGCCCUUCCCUCGUUUCUCCGCAGCUUUAUCGACCACCCACCACCAGCUGUUUCGACGUCCCGCCUCUCCCUGCCACCAACCUCGCCGCUGUUUCCCUGCCGGUUGGUUUGUAAUAAUGCCUGAGCAGAGCAAAAUAAUAAUAAUAAAGGUGUGAAUCAUCUGGGGGGACGAAACCAGA